Messenger RNA from Xyrichtys novacula (pearly razorfish), 45347 nucleotides. NCBI's taxonomy places the organism in Eukaryota, Metazoa, Chordata, Actinopteri, Labriformes, Labridae. The record is from the annotation of a GenBank genome assembly.
UCUCUGCCUGGGUUGGUGUAGUCUGAGGGAUGGGGGGUUAGAGGCUGCACCGUCCAACUACCUGUGUGGCCCCCGCAUGGAGGACAGUGGACAGUGAUGCGUUUGGUGCAGGACAUUUUAUCCGAGACGCCAAUGUCUCCUCAGCGUUUUAUCGGACAUGCCAACGUUACGACAUUUUGACAACAUAAACCAAGGUAAUUUUUCAAAGUGUGGAUAUUUAUGCAGAAUAUUGUACAAAAAAAAGGUGCGUUUUAUGAAAAGAAAUGUGACUUUGCAAUACAUUCACAUCAUGAAACCCGAAAAUUGCGUUUCCCGACUUUCCAGGACUCACUUUUAAUUAGUUUAUUUGAGCCCACGCGCAAUUAAGUUAGAAAAAAAUAAAGGAAAAUAAACGCGUUAAUGCAAACGGCUUUAAAACUCUACUCGCAUACUGUUUUACACAAUUAUAUCGGUUUCGUGCCUGAAAGUUGACUUUUACGAUGUUUUAAAUGGACUGUUGCUGUAGGAAGUCCAGACAAUGCAAUCAGACAGCCACGUGCUCUCAAAGUUUGUGUCGCCUCAUGCACGCACACUGAUAAAACAGGACGGCACAGAGUUAGACUCGUACAUUGUUAGUUUUAAACAGCUUGUUGUAAUACCUUUGUGCUCAUUUUGUGCGUGUUCUCUUUAAAUGUUCUUGUUUUAUUUACAUUAUGACAGAAAGACAAACCCUCACGAGCUUAACACCUCGCAUAUUGGGUAUUAUUUUUUGAAUGCGCGAGUCAGUUUGUUUUACGCAAAUGCAGCUUGAAAAUCGGCUAAUUUUUAAAUAUUUUUUGGAUUAUUUUUACUUUUUUGUUAGUGGUAGGAGGACAUGAUAUGCGUAAUAGGAGGAGGAGUGGAAGUUGGGACGCAACGGGGCUCUUGUGUUGUUUGUCGGAAUAAAACAUGAUGACAGUCCUGUUCUUGCUUACCUGGAGCACAAUUUGAGCAGAUUUGACAAAGAUGGUGUCUUCCUCCAUCUGUGUCUCCUUGUCAUCUAGGCAUUGCAUGUGCCAACUUUUUUCUGUGAAUAUGCCUUUGUGAGAAACUCUCUGGCUCGUCACCCUCGCCGGGAUUCCCCGCAAUAUUUUCAACAAGAGACGAGGAACAAGAAAGAUCAGCCAAAAAUGGACAGAGAAGGUGCUGGGCUUCAGUACGAGCCUGUGGCCGAGAUUGGGGAAGGCGCUUAUGGGAAAGUGUACAAGGCGAGAGAUUUGAAGAACGGGGGACGCUUUGUAGCCCUAAAACGAGUUCGAGUCCAGACGGAGGAAGAGGGGAUGCCUCUCUCAACCAUCCGGGAGGUGGCGGUACUGAGGCAGCUUGAGGCCUUCGAGCACCCCAAUGUUGUCAGGUAAGUGAGGGGGAGAGGUGGACAAACCUGUGUUUGUGUGUGUGAGUGUUUGUUUUCCUUUUUGUGUAUGUUUAAGAGGGAGGAAGAGGGGGCAGAUUGGCAGUACCUUUUGUACAAGACAAAGACAUGCAACUUCCCUUUUGAUGUUCUGUGGUGGCAACCUAGCUGCCUUAUUUGACCUUUAGUUUGAGGCUUCACUCAUACUUGUCCAUUUCAUGUUGCAGAAACCUUGACUUGUUUUCUGUAGGUUGCAUAAGUAAGCCAGCUGCUCCAGCUGUUGAGAGCUGCACACCUGUCAAAUCAUAACUGCAUGCAUUAUCAGUGCUCUCCUGUCAUUGGUCCACUCUGAUCACACUCAUCCCACCAUUCACUUCUCUUUAAGAACUAUAUCUCCACCCACUCCUCCUCUGCAGAACAGGAAGCGGUGUUUAUAUAUAUAUUUUCUAUUUCAAAUGCUUGCUUGGCACAUGCGCAUGCUGGUAAAAAAAAAACAGAGCUCUGAAUUUGAUCAGCUCGGCGCUAAAGUUUGAUUUGACUGCAAGCAUUUGGACAGGUGAAUCAUUACCUGUAACAUUUACAUUGAAAUGAUAACGCCAUUAUCAUCUCACAUACACUGAUCUAUUAAGAUAAAAUGAUUAUAUAUCUGAUAACAUAGCCAAAAUGUCUGCAAGUACACUUUCUAAAGCCCAGGAUGUUUUCUUUAUGGGGCUGCGAAUAAGAAGUUUCACUAAUCUGCAAAUUAUUAACAUGCGUAAGUCACUAUUUUCUGCCACAAACAGUAAAGAAACAGGAAUAAUAGAAUUUCUUUAUAUAAAAGAUGAAAAACACAAAACUUUUUGGUCAAUAAUCAUCCAAUAAAAAGUUCCUGCAUGUCCAUUGACCAAAAAAUUUGGUGCUCAUUUAAUGACAUGGUUUUUGAGAAGUGUGCGUAACACAACAACCAAAUAAGUUGCUGUAUAUAUUAUGAUUUUUCAACCAUAUUAUUCAUUAUUUGAAUAACUGAUCACAUAAAAAAAAACUACUUAAACUUUAAAUGAUGCAUCUGUUUCCUAAGACAUGUUCAGAAUAGUGGAAUGAAUCAGUUAAAAUUGCGAGCUUACUCUUUCACCAUUUUAAUUGCUCAAAUACUGGGGCAGUGUUUUGUCACCCAGCUUUAAAAUUCUGAUAUUGUUAAAUAAGUUCAAAUCAUCUUUUCCCCAAAUAAAUUACUAACUACUGUAUAAAAUGGGACACAAAUGAAAACUCAAAGAACCAACACGGCAGCUGAUUUGAAAAUUUUGUCUUUGAGAAACCAGAAUAGUUUAAUGGAUUUGUUCUUUUCCCACAUAUAACACCGUAAAAGUCUUUUUUUUUUUUCACUUAUUUCAUAUAUUGAAAGGAUCAUAAAUAAUAUCAAAUCUUAACUUUUUCUCUUCUAUUUUACCCACUGACAUCCCAUCCACUGCUUUUAAGUGACCUUCAAAUCAAGAAAUUGAUCCAUAAUGCUCUUCAGAGGGCGGUAGUUAUGAAUUUUUAUAUUCAAAUUAGUUUUGCUGCAAAAUAACCAAUGUAGUUUAAAUUCCAUGAUGGCAAUUUUUAAAUCCUGGGAAACACUCCCAGCUAAAAAGAGUAGCAGUUUGGACACAUUUGAUGCAUAGUAAAUCAUUGUUGGUCCGUUAUGGCUGCAUUUGUACAAUACUUCCCAUGAAUACUCAGUUGUACUGUUGAGGUGCCCUUGAGCAAAAACACAGUCACUUUCCCAGCUUGGGUACUGUAAGUCAAACUGGAUUUACAGAAAGUCCUCGAGUCAGAAUCAAACCCGUUUUGAAGCAUUUGUCCUCUCUGUUGUGCAUGUGGAGGCCAUUUUCUUUCACUUCUGUAAUGAAUUGUUCCCUCAGAGGUCAGCAGUCAGAAUCUACGUCAAGUGUUGGCACAAGCCGAGGUCUGACCUUGGUGCCGGUUUUAUUAUGGAAUAUUUAGAGCUUUGGGAUUGGAGAGGAAGCUCUAAAUGGACGUUUCAGAGGCAAAGCUAGAGCCCAUGUGCCUCUGACAAUAAAUCCCCAGCGAAUGAAGGAAUAAUGUAGGAUAAUGGUUUUCUCUGAAUGGAGUCACAAUGAGGUUUGUUCUCACUGAAAGAAAGAAAUGUGUCAGCUGGUACAAAAAGUACCUAAAGCCAUUUUUAUGUCUUUAUUUUAGCAGAGGAACUACUCUCUUGUAGUUCAGCUAAGCACUAGCUAUAGCCUAGCCACUCAACCCACCACCAGGAAGGGUGCAUUGUGGGCCUUCUGUGUGACUCCAGGCAAACCCUGGAUGUUUGUAAUGAGGCCCAUUAUUCAUUCCAUAUGUUCAGUGUCUGCUGAGAGCCCCCAUUGUAGCCCGACAAUCGAGCUGUGAGGGGCGUUUAACCCUAGCUCUUGGAGAGGAGGGCGCCGUCUAUGCUGUGACAUCAUGAACAGUACUAAUACCGUGAAUGAAUUGCGGCUCACACACCGCACUAACUCCAGGGUUUCCAAGUCCAGCGAUUAGAGGGGUGCUGGCACAGACAUACUACGCCUUAGCUGGAUUUAAAUGAAAGUGUUUCUGGUCAGUCAUUUCUUACCCUGUGUGCGUUUUGAUUCUCUUAUGGAGAUAAGCGAGCCUUAGGAUAGAUGCAUAUGUGUUAGCAGCAGCAUGACACAUGUGCUUUAAAAUUUUAAUCAAGGAAAAUUUGAAGCAAUAAUCAUUGAAGCUCCUCUUUUGGAUGUCAAAACUUGUUGUAAAUCCAUGAGCCAAGUUAGGUUACAGCUGAUGCAAAGCAGACCAUCAUGAACUUGCCAUGACAUGAAUUGAAAGAUUAUCCAUAUUGGUUUUAUGGCCUAUAAGCUCCAGGUAGAGUUCAUAUUUAUCGGUAGGUCAUAAAUGCAACAUAAACGUAGGAAUGUUUUAGUUAUGGGAUGCAGAAUCUUCCUUUGUACGCUCACUCAAGGGGUUAUGUUUACCACUUUACUGAUGAUGAUGAUGAUAAUGGAUGAAUACUAAAUAGUUAUCUUUUACCUUUACACAUAUUUAUCUGGUGGAGAUCCUUAAUGGCUGCAUUGUCUCCUGUGAUGGUAAAGAUGCUGCCUCCGCCUCUGCAGCAGCUAUGUGCAGGGUCCACUUGACUUCCCAGAGAGCAUCAGGAGUUGUCAUAGUGCUGCUGGAGGAAUGCUGCUUGUGGUCCCCAGCUCUUUGAAGAGGACAUUCUGGAAAGCUUUUUUCAGCUUUUCACCAAAGCCAGCUUUGGCAGGUCUGCUGACAUAAUCUGGAUUCUUGGCCUUAGUUUGUUGCCUAGUGAAACACAGCCAUAAGCGCCUGUUUUUUUUGUGAGGGUUGAUAGUCCAGAAUCCUCAGAAGCUUUUAAUUAAAGUAGUGUAUCUAUAGGGAUAUAAUUUCAUUACAUUAUUGUUCUCAACUUUAACAAUGUUCAUUAUUGUCAUGAGUGUAUGUGAAUAUACAUAUUUGGGAGUCUUGGUGCAAGUUUUAAAGCAUGAGAUGUAUGAUUGAGAGUGUUGAUGUUCAUGCUGACCAAUCACAAACUAGAUGGGGCAGGACUUGUCACCAAGGUAACCAGUUGAUAGUCAGAGGACAGAGACAGAGAUGCUCAAUUUUGGGCCAGUUUUUGUGCAUUAAAGUUGAAAUAUCGGGAUCACUAAAGCAUUAUUCAUUAUCAUAUUAUUCAUCAUCCUAGUUUGAAGUUAGUCAGUUUUAGAAUAAAACCUACUCAUCAGUUAUUUACAUUAGGUCAGUGUCACCAGAUGCUCCAAAUAGUCUUGGUGUUGUUUGAAAUUAAAAUGGUUCAUGUCCAAUAAAAAAUAAGUGUUCUUGGAGUCCCAGACAUGUCUAAAUAACUCUUUUUUGAGCUGUGAUUGCAGUACUUUAUUACCAGGAAACUGUAAUGCUUUUGCCGCUUACAGAUAUCAAACCUGCAGAAUCUCAUACCGACCCAUGCAAAGUCAGUUUUCAUAUCCCAUUGUCAACUACACAGGUGUACCUACAAGACCUAUUACAAGUGCUUAUGUACAAUCACAUAAUCCUUUAACUUGAAAUGUCUUUGACUUACAGAGUGAAAUUACCCAUGUGUAAAACACAAGUAGUGAAUUGAUUUUCAAAGUUUUUGUGAAUGCAGUCAAAACUGUUAUUAACUCUGAAAAGAGAGAAUGGUUUAGGACACAGGUACUUUUUCCACCGCCAAGACUAUGACUGUGCUUAUGAGAUAAUGCAACUGCAUUAGUUCUGUACUCGGUCUUGGCUGUCACGGGCAGAUUCUUUGUUGUAGCUGGCUCAGCACAGUGAACCAACAUGAAAUCAAUGAUAUUGAUCUCCUCCCCCUGUUUCUCUGGUUUUAGGUUGUUUGAUGUGUGCACAGUGUCUCGGACUGACCGAGAAACCAAACUCACUCUGGUCUUCGAGCACGUGGACCAGGACCUGACUACCUACCUGGAGAAGGCCCCUGAUCCCGGUGUACCACCUGAGACCAUCAAGGUAACCACUGAUAGUUUUGUAGAAUUAAAGUGCAGGACAAAUGCUGUUUGAUGCACACUGACACACUGUGAAAUCUGGUAAGAAUACUUUUCAUAGGGGCGUCAGUUUGGCCUGGUGGUCAGGUCAUUUUACAACCCCAGGCAGCAGUCCCUGGUUGGACAGCCCAAACUGCAGCCCCUUUCCCACAUGUGACUCCCCACUCUCUCUCCAUUUUCUUGCUCCAUCUGCUAUCCUAUCAUCUCCAGAUAAAGACACAAAGCAUGAAAAUAAACUUUAGAGGAUGCUUUAAUUACAAAAGUUUUCCAAAACAAAAGAAAAAAAGGACCAGAAGUUGCUGCUCUGUUGCUUGCAGUUUCUAUUCCAAAUUUAAAGGAAGCUAUUUGCUAAUCCUCCGUGGUUGAACAUCGCAUGACCACAGCUGUGUCUGUGCGAUUCCUAAGUGAGUUUUCUUGGCCCGAGACUCAGGACAGAGUAAAGAUCCCUCAAACAUCAGAGGUAUCAGAGCUCUCUGGAGGGCAGCACAUGUGGCAGAUGGGCUCUAAAUUAGAGGCUUCCCGCCUUCUCUAUUUUCACUCUGCGCUUUUCUCUCCAAGUCCACUCUGUAUUAACAGAUGGAGACAAGAAAGAAGUGUCUCUGCAUGAAAAACAAGUCUAAAGAAUCUACUUAAAGACACUCAUAAUACCAAUUUAUCCAAUCCAUGAAAUAAACUUGAGUGUUCAUUUCCACUUUGCCAAAAGGUCGGAAAUGGAUGUGUCACCAGUCCUUUCCUUUUUUUUAUUGAAAUCUUUCCCACACUCAAUGCUUUUCAAAAUCUCUCUAUCGAGUUUCACCCCAAGGUCUGUGAAUGUAUUGUAGACAGUAUUGGAAAGGGAAAUCUCUAUUUUUGGACCGAGGGGCCUCACAGUUUAGAGUGUCAUAUUUGAAACAGAGAAGUUUUGGAAGCUACAGUAACGGCUGCUUUUCAACCCCAGGGCUGGGUUUAUGUGUGAAAGAUUUGUGUGGAGCUGUAAAGUUGGAGGGAUGCUGUGCAAGCGUAGACGAGUCAGGUAGAUCGCACCUGAGGCUUUCCCAGGGUUUUCACUGAAGCUGAUACAGUGUGUGGGACAGUAGUUUCUGUGGGUGUCUUACCUGCUGGAUGAUUAUGGUCAUCAUGUGUGCAGGCUCCAUGCAUUUUACAACCAAUGUUAACACAGGAUUUGAACAAUUACACAUAAUUUCAAAGACAUGAUGUAAUUGUUUUAGGGCUGUAAUCAAAUUGUUGGUCGACUAAAACCCUGAAAUUUUGGAGUGAAAAUCAACUAAAGGGUGGAGUGAAAACAAACUGAUAUCAGUGCAAGAAGGCAAUUAAACACAAAAGGCUAAAAUAUAAAUAUUCAGCAAACCACUGGACAUUGAUUAACGUGGACGCUCUUCAAUCUUCCUGUCUCAAACCGGUCUUAAUUGGGUUGGGGGAAUCCUGAAUCGUAAAAACAAGGGGGGUGUUCUGAGACAGGCUGUUACCUGUGAGACAGGCGCGCUUUGAAAUCACCCCCAUUGGCACUUGGAACGUUCCUCCUGAUAAAAUUAACCAUAGACUGUAAAUUGACACGGAAAAAAAUGAAGUCAACAAAUCAGAAUUUUGGCUUACUCAGCACGUAUUGACCAAUAAGUCGACCAGUAGAGUAGGAUUUUACAGCCCUAAAUUGUUGAGAUAGUAAUAAUCGUUUAAUUGUCCGAGCUCAUACUCUAAAAUUAAAAGAUGAAGUCGUUAAAAGAUAAUUAACAGUCAAAUUAAUGUCUUUCUUCAUUUGCACAAGAAGCCCAAUAUUUCACACUAUGCAACUUAUUCAUGAAAUAACUAACCGCUGUUGUUUUGCUCGACAUGCCAGUGUUCACAUGCAUUCCCAACUCCUGCCACUGCAUCAUUUUACAGUGUUAUGAUCAGUUACACAAAAAAGUAAAAAUGUCAGCCCAACAAAACUUAAAGUGAAAACAACUUCUGCUGUAUGUCAAAGCAGACAAAAGAGGAUAUAGAUAACUUGAACUGAAACCACAAUAAUAUUCCCAUAAAACCAAGUGCCUUUUGACCCAAUGACUAAUUUUUUAAUAACACAAGUCUGCGUUAUGAUCCAACUGAGUGCAGCUCUCUCUUUACUAUUGCCUACUGUUUUUGCUCAUGGAGCAUGGAGGUGUGUCCUCUGCUGCCUCGCAGGUGAGCCUGCAGGUUCGUAGUUAUUGGUGAGUGAAAUAGCAGCUUUGUACAAAAUUGACAUACAGCCCAUCUUUGUCACAAACUUGCCAUCUGUAGUGAAGAAACAAAAUUCUUCCACGAGAUGUUUUUUUUUUUUUUUUUAGUCUAUUACUGUUCACAAGGGACGGCUUUGAUUGCAUCAUACAUCCUUCAUUUCUGCAGAAAAUAUUAUUGCGUUAGACUGAGGUUAAGAGUGCCCUGCAAUAGUCAGGUGACAGUGAGAAAGCCCUCUGCUGGAUCAAACAGGAAGCCACUUGGGACUGAAUUCAAACUUUUUUCCCUCAAGUUUGAAGAAAUGCUAAGAGCACAUUCACACCUGGUGUGUUUGGUCCCCUUACUCCUUUGGUCUGGGUUGUAUGAACAUGUAAGCGAACCAUUGUCUGUGUCAAACAAACGGACUAUGGUCCUCUUGAAAAUGCCAAACUCUGUCCCCUUCCAAACGAGCCAUGGUCCGGUCCGCGGCGGGUGUGAAUGCAGCCCUGCACUGUGAUAAAGUUAGGAAAUUAUGCCCGGCCAGAGGCUGCAGCAGACAGAGAACAGAUGGACAAAACACUGAACUGUCCAUAAAACAGGAUAAAUGGCAGAGGGUUUGUGUUCUAAUAUAAUAGUCCGGGGAUAAAUAUUAAAUACCUGGGUGUUCUUCUGUUCAACAAACACUCUGAUAAUGUGUUAAAGGCAUUCCUCUGCAUUAAUUGCCGGCGUCUCCUCGCAUAACAUCUCGGCCACCUCUGGUGAAUCGUGUGAGGAGAAGACGCCUGUUUUUCUCUCUGGUCGGCUACUUUCUGUACGUUGUGGGACAAUGAAGAUUGUGCCCCAAAUGAGCAGGUGACAGGCAGUGAUUUUCCCUUGUAAUUUUCCCUUUUUUUUAACCAUUUGGUUCGCUUAGCAAAAGUCCCCUGUGAACGCUUACCAGACCAAAUGCAAAAUGCAACAAUGUAAACAUUUUUUCCCUGAUCCUGACUUUCAAAGCAGACUUUGGGUGAGAAAGGCCUCUUAAAUUAUGAAUAAAAAGCGAUAUCCAUAUUGGAGGCUAUCCCUGCACAUCUAACAUCAAGUUUUCAACCUUUUUUUGCAGAAGGUUUUGCAGUCAUUCAAACUUAGCUGCUUGGUCCCUCAGACACGGCUACACUGAUGUAGAAUAGCUUCCAUGUGUCUUGAUUAGCACGACACGCUGAGCUGGUGCACGUCAAGUGUCACUUAGGCUGAUGCAACCUAGACACGGCUCAAACUAAUAUUCUUAACCUAGCUUGAUUUUUGAGCACAAUUAAUAGUAAAAUGCAUCAUCGCAAUCAUUCAACAUAGUUGCCCCCGAGGUUAUAUUUACAGUUUAAACACCCAUCUUGUAAAAUCAAAUAUAGUCAGUCAUUCGAUUUUACUUUUAAACCGCUGAAUUAAAAAUCAUCUGGUUUGGAUCAUGUUCAAGACGAAGAAAGCAAUUUCAAGACCUCACCUCAAGCUUUAGGAAUCUUACUUUUCCCUCCCUGUCCCACAUUUCAUGGUCUCUUUUUUGGAGGUGUUCAUGGUGCGGUGCUUGGUUAUGCACACAAAAAGAGAUAAUUUGUUUGUUAAACUUCUAAACUGAGAUUUUUAUGCUGAAAGGCUGAUCCAGGAGAGUAAUCCAGAUUUUGUUUACUAGCUUCUUUUGUGUGUGUUUUCUUUAGCACACAAAGAAACAUGCCUUUGGCUUGUUGGUCUGGUUGUAUGUUUGAGAAAAUUGUUGGUUGCCCUCUUGAAUCGUGAUGUUGGAGCAGCUUAAGGGGGAAAAUGUAAAGGAAGUUGUUCCAACAAUUACAAACAAGUACUUUGUUAAGAAGCGUACCGACCCCUAUAGACCCCCUCCUCCUUCAGCUUUCUCCUAACAUCCAUAUGUCUCCAGUCUUUGGAUGAAACAAAAGGACAAAGAUGGACAGGAUGACACAGGCACCGUCUCCUGUUAUUUCUAGGACAGUGGACACUGCACAGUAACCCCCACGCACCCCCCUGCCCAACAGCUUGAUCUGCCCUCAGUCUCCCCCCUGUGAAUCUACAUGGUGGAUCCCGGUCCAGCUGUCAAACUGAAGCAUACCUGUGUCCACCAGAUUAAAUGCUCACCUAUUCAACAGCGUGAACUUUGAAUACCAAGAGAAAAAAGCGAGUCAUUCUCUCUGCCAAAGACCCUGGACUUAAGACGACAGGCAUACUUUUCCUCAAAACCAGACUCUCCUCACCCUCCCUCCACCACCCACUCCGCCGUACUCGGACUCAAGACCCACCACAUGGUCAUUGAUGAAAGAGGUCCUCCUCCAGGAAUCAAAUGAGCUGGAAGGACAUCAAGCGGCUGGCCUGCCGGGCCUCAGCGCUCCGCCGCCGCCGAGGCCAGCGCUUGGGUCUCACCCACCCUCCUCCGCCACCACCGUCCAAGCUUCCACAGCUCUAUUCUCUGGGCCCAUAAAGGGGGAGGUUAAUGAAGCAUGGGGAGGGAAUUACACUAACGCUAACCGGCAGAUGUCCCAUAUUGUGCCUGGCUACAAUAAACAAUAUGGCUGCCUCUGGUGCAUUUGCAUUAGAAAAGGAGACUCACUCAGAAAGCCAUGUUUUGACUGCAUCUCGCAGAGGGCUGACUACUUUUUUCUUGGUCCUUUCGGCUUUUUUAAGGUCAUAUCUGUUGCCCUGUUCUGUGAUUUUGUGUCUGCAUGGCCAACUUUUAGGUGGAGAUUAAAUGUUAAAGCUUUGGCUGCUAAAAAGUUCUGUGUUGGGGGGAACUAUUGCGAGGUUUCUUGCAGCAAGAAUGAACUUUUUGAGGCUGAGAAGUGGCUGAAAAAGAUUCAGAGGAGCUGCGUGAGCUUUGUCAGGGUAUUGGUUUGGCCUCCUAUCUUCACUCUGGAUUUCUCCCCCUAAAGCUGGUGAUAGCUGAUAAUUAGUCAUUUAUUUAAUUUAAAAUCAUAAAUAUUACUCUGUUGUGACAGUAAUUGAUACAGCAGAGGAGAUGACACCCAGGCCAAAGGGGGCCAAGAUUGUUUGUGUGUUUGUCCAGGAGUCACACUUCUGAGAUAAUUGGUGUUUACUAGGAAAUGCUGCUGAAAGGAAGCAUGGUGAAAUGGCUAUUUAAAGCAGAGAGGAACUGGUGGUGGUGGGGGCUGCUAUUGUGUCAGCCCCCAACCCCAUUAGAACACACACAUACACACAUGUGUGCACAAACACACACACACACACACACAAAAUAACCAACCGCCUGCCUCUGUCCUAUGGCCCUGUCUGUCUGCUGCCCUCCUCGCUGGGUCAUGGCUGGAUGGAGAUGUAAAAAGGAAGGUCUGUUUAUGCAUCCUGCCGCCCUUGGUCAAAGGGCACACACACACACACACACACACACACACACACACACACACACACACACUGAUGCACCCAUACACAAUCUGAGGUGCACAAAUAGAAGUGUAAACACACACAUCUUGCAUUAACAUCUACCCAGGGGGACAACAAGUGUAUACAAACACACAGACAGCACACACACACACACACACACACACACAUCACACCCCAUUUCAACAGCGUUGUGAGUGUGCAUGUGCAUGUGCGUGUGUGUGGCGCCCGGUCCCUUCUUCUAUGGCCAGCACAGCAGCCAGCCCUGCGCCGUUUGCUAAUGUUUUCUGCUUGAGUGUGCAGACCCCUUUGACUCACUCACCAGCUGGUCAGCCAGUGAAUAGCGCUGCGGGCUCAGGUCCAUGUCACUUGUGAGGUCUUGGCGGAGGGAGUGUGUGUGUGUUUUGGAGGGGGCUGUACUGCGCAGACUGCUACAAACCACCACCAGCAUUGCUUUAAACUUUUCACAAAUAUCUGUUUUUCUCACCACCAUGAUGGUUUUUAACUUUCUAACAAAUUAAAUGACUGGAGCGAGUUACAUUUCUACCUCAGCAGUUGAUACAGUUUUAUCUGCGAUUGAGCCUUGACCUGAAAUACCUCUCCCAGACAUGAUUUGAACCCAACAAUCCCAGCCCAAGCCCUGCCAAAACCACCUGGCCUCAGUCCCUUGUUAAUGACUUAUGUUUGUUUACAGGUGCAGGACCUGUUUGAGAGUAUUUCAGUUUGAAAAGAACAAGUCUAAGCUGGUUUCUGCAUAGUUCAGUACUGUUCACGCCGGUAUAGACGCUUCAACUCGUGUGACAGGAAGGCAGUCAGUGUUUUUGGCCGUUUCUGGGGUCAGAUUUGAGGAAUAAAAAAACACUGAAGCAGGACAGCUGCUGAGAAACAGAGGGCCAUGCUUAUACAGAGCAGGGCCUCUCUGCUCCUAUCUGUGUGUGUGUGUGUGUGUGUGUGUGUGUGUGUGUGUGUGUGUGUGUGUGUGUGUGUGUGUGUGUGUGUGUGUGUGUGUGUGUGUGUGUGUGUGUGUCAGUUAUCAAACAUCUGCUACAGUCGACAAGAAAAGUCACGGGCCUCCUCUAUUUAACUCCCCUCAUGCCACAGUGCCUCCUCUUGUCAUUCAGGCCUUUUGUUGCAGGAAGAAUUAAUUCAGCUCUUGACACAGAGAUGUGGAGUCGUGAAGCCAUCUGUCGUCAAAGUUUCUCCAACAUCAUUUUGUGAUGUUGUUUUUGGUUUAAGAAACCAUAUUCUGCUCUGUUUGCUCACUCUGACUGCCACAAGAAUCACUGUUUCAUGACACCAAUAUCCCAAAACUCAGAUUCCUCCUUUUCUAUUUUAUUGCUGUCUGUCUCUUGCUAAAAAUAAGUCCCUCUGUCUCUCUUUUUCCCCAUUUUGUCAUCCCACAGGAUAUGAUGUACCAGCUGCUCCAGGGGCUAGACUUCCUGCACUCGCACCGCGUGGUUCACCGUGACCUAAAGCCCCAGAACAUCCUGGUGACCAGCGCAGGACAGAUCAAACUGGCGGACUUCGGUCUGGCUCGAAUCUACAGCUUCCAGAUGGCGCUCACCUCUGUGGUGAGUUACAAAGUUUGUCCCUCUGAACUCAGUUUGUCUCAUCCUGAAGUUUCUUAAAGCAGAGUGACUCAAAACAAACAGAGGGAGGCCAGCUGAUGAGGAGGGAGCGAAAAAAGUGGGUCGCAGGAUGUUAAAAGUGGGUCACAGACAGAAAUAGACCUGGAUAGAGGGAUGUGACCUUAAGUUUAAGUUUGUGAUGUCAUGUAGAGCUCAGGCAGUGAUGUAAGAAGAGACCAACCCUUUUCAACCUGUAGUUUCAGGUAAACUUGAUGCCAAACUGAGAGGCGUCUUACAAACUAGAACUUUAUUAUCUUGCUCUCCGAUGUGAAAGCCAAAGCGUCAACAUAAUACUUAUAUAUUCUUUUAUCGAGAGAAAUUUGAAGUGCAACUCUCUUUUAUGUGAAGUGGUCUACCUCCAAGACGAUGACACACACAAGUAUACACAUCAACACACGGCCUUGAACUACCUUCCCAUCUCCAGAGACUUAGAUGAAUAGCGGCUGAAGUGAUGCAGCGGGCACUUAACAGGGCAUCAGCGAGCCGCUCCGCAGCGCCGGGGCCAAAUGAUAGAGUUUCUCUGUGUAAAGUGAGAGCCGAGGGCCCCCGCGGUCUGUCUCAGGAAUCCCUCCGUGGCCGCUGCAGACAGGGAUGGGACAGAUGAGUAGAGACGGACACCCCUCCCUUCCCACUGUCGGGACUUUGAUGUCCAACUGUUGAGCUGUGGGCUCUGAUGACCAGAUAAAAUAGAAAGAGAGACUGAAAGGAGUCUGUGGAGGACUUUGAAAUAGGGAGAGAUGAGACUUUUGAGAUUAAGGAAGCAGACAACAGUAGCUCGGUACCUUGUUACAAGCUUUAAUUACCAAAUUCCUGAUACUUCACAUUCACUCAGACGUCUGCAUCAGCAUCGCUGCUCAUAAAUCUGCGGAGGCCGCAUCAGGCUGGUGUUUGGACUUGGUUUUGCACAGUUCGUUUGGCUUAUCCCAACAGGCUUAGUUCAUUUUUCCUCAAAGUGUUAAGUCAAAAAAGUGGAGACAUAACCGAGCUAAGAAUACUGAAAUAAAACAUGACUCACCAAAUGUGCUGAUGAAGCAUCAGAAAAAUUGAAAGCAGCAGAAGUCAGAGGAGCCGUGAAACUUUUGUGAUGUUAAGUUGACAUGGGAAUUUAAGGCAGACUCGUGCAGCAUGUCCUCCUCUAAACAUAAACAUCCUCCAGGAAAGAAUGCAAACCUUUAUUCUGAGCUCUGAGAAGAAGAGACCGGCACACGCUUCUGUGGCUUCAUCACUGCACAGUAAGAAAUGAAAAGCCAGACCAGUGGACACGUGCAGGUGCUCCUCCCCUCAUACAAACUAGAGCUGACUUCUCAUCUGUAUGUCAUGCUAAAGGGACGUGUGCUGCAGUAUUUUAUUCAAGCCAUUGAAUCUAGUUUUAUGUUCAUUUAGUCAAUUCUUCUGUCAUAGCAAGAGCUUAAAGCUCCUGGGGGAAGUUUGAAAUUGGCUAAAAUUUAAAUUGAUGUCAAAAGAAAAUAAAACCAUCAGCGAUGAGACUGAUGAUUUCUAUAUUCAAGUUUUAAACUCUUUAAAAUAGCGUGAGGGGGUAGGUGUCAGCCAAGCAGCCUAGGAAACGAAAUGUUAUGAAUAUAACUUCUGUUCCCUGAAGGAGAGGAACGAGGUACAACACAUAUAGUAUGGGACAUCACGCCCCUGCGUGACCUGACUGAAGACACCUUUAUUCACGCCUUUAAGGCAGAUGAUCUGUGGUGACGUCUGGGAGGCUCCGCCUGCACAUAUAUACGUGUAACACCACAGUCAUCCUUCAGUUCGAUAGCCGCUCUUCACCGAGCUCUGCCGCGCAGCGGGGCAACCCAGUGUUGUACCUCGUUCCUCUCCUUCAGGGAACAGAAGUUAUAUUCAUAACAUUUCGUUCCCUUUCAGUCGAUUCACUCGGUACAACACAUAUAGUAUGGGACAUAUAUACACGCCCCGCAGAGCAGCCACCGAACCGAAGUCAAAACCUCCAAAACUUUUAGUGCAUUGUAGACCCAGCAGAAAGGACAGCGUGAGCCACCGAAGGUGCUGUCACAUCCAAACGGUAAAACCGAACAAAAGUGUGCGGUGAUGACCAACUGGCUGCAGUGCAGAUAUCACUCACAGAAACCCCUUUAAACAAGGCCCAAGAGGCCGCCAUUCCCCUGGUUGAAUGUGCCCUCACACCUUGGGGCAACGGGAGACCCCUGCUGCCGUAUGCUAAGGAGAUAGCCUCCACAAUCCAGUGGGAAAGCCGCUGCUUAGACAGCGCCUUGCCCUUGGCUGGAUUAGCAAAACAGACAAACAACUGGUCACAUAAACGCACACUCUGAGUGCGGUCUAUGUAAGUGCGUAGUGCACGCACAGGGCACAAGGAAUGCAACCUCCUCUGCUCCUCAGAUGCAAAUGGAGGGGGGCAGAAGCUCAGCAGUUCAAAACUCAUAGAGCUAUAGGCUGUGGGGAUAAUCUUAGGUAAAUACGCCGCGUUUGGACGCAAUGUAGCCUUAGAUCCAUCCGGAGUGAACUGGGUACAAGAGGGAUGCACAGACAAAGCAUGAAGGUCGCCCACUCGCUUUGCAGACGUCAAAGCAAAUAGCAGUGCAGUCUUGUAUGAAAGAAAUUUCAUGUCUGCUGACUCAAUAGGCUCAAAUGGGGGUCCACCAAGAGCCUCAAGCACCAACCCUAAAUCCCAUGAGGGAACACUGGGUUUAAGAACAGGUCUUAGCCUGCGGACUCCCUUUAGGAAGCGCAUAGCAAGAGGGUGAGCGCCUGGCGUCACACCAUCAAAGCCAACAUGGCAUGCAGAUAUAGCCGCCAAAUAGACCUUAAUUGUUGAGAAAGAGAGACCCUUAUCCAGCAGGUCCUGAAGGAAUGUUAAAACAUCCACAAUAGAACUCUGAAAUGGGAGUACAUUUCGGUCCUGACACCACUGCUCAAACGCCCGCCAUUUAUAGGCAUAUAGGCCCCUAGUAGAUGAUGCCCUUGCACUCUGGAUUGUUGCCACCACAUUUGGGGGCAGACCCUGAGCCAUUAAGUUGGACCUUUCAACAGGUAAGCAUGUAGUUUCCACAGUUCUGGGCGCGGGUGAAUCACCUCUCCUCCCGCCUGGGAGAGGAGGUCCCUGCAAAAAGGGAGCUGCCAGGGCCUCGCUACCAGCAGACUGAUUAUCUCUGCGUACCACGACUUCGCCGGCCAGCGAGGAGCCACCAGGAUCAGGGAGAGCCCCUGCUGGCGCACCCUCUCCAGAAUGGGCAGAAUCAUUUCCACUGGGGGAAAAGCAUAUAGCAGCGUGUUGGGCCAUGGGUGAGCUAGCGCAUCCAUCCCCAGGGGAGCAUUGCAGUCUGUUAUGGAAAAGAACAGGGGGCAAUGAGUAUUUGCUCUGGAGGCAAAAAGAUCUACUUCUGCCUUGCCGAAGCGGUCCCAUAUCUGAGCCACCACUAGUGGGUGCAAUCUCCACUCUCUCACAAGAGGACCCCCCUGGAGAGAAGGUCUGGUCCAAGGUUUAAGUGACCCGGAAUAUGUGUGGCUCUGAGGGACAGAAAAUGAACACUGCACCAUAGCAACAGAUAGUGAGACAGUUUUAACAGGGGAAGAGAGCGUGUCCCUCCCUGCUUGUUUACGUAAGAAACCACGGUUGUGUUGUCCGUCCUGAUCAGAACAUGAUGGCCUGUCAGAACGGGACGAAAGUGCUUCAGAGCUAAAAGGGUAGCUAGUAGCUCCAGGUAAUUGAUGUGGAGUUUGCAUUGUGCUGGCGUCCACACACCUCUCACUGCUGCGCCCUCGCACAGAGCCCCCCAACCCCUCAGGGAUGCGUCUGUGGACACCACCUUGCGAAAAGACACCCUCCCUAUCGGAGAUCCCUGUUGUAGAAAACCGGGUUCUCUCCACGGGAGAAGAGCCGACAUGCAAGACUGAGUUAUCGUCAGCCUCCUCUGGAGGUGACGCUGCGCGCACAGCCGGUGAGACUGAGUCCAGCGUUGAAACGCUCUCAUUUUUAACAGUCCGAGCGGCACUACAGCGAUCAUAGAUGCCAUCAUGCCUGUCAGCUGUAAAAUCGUCCGGAAACACAGUUUGCGUCCCAACUGAAAUUGUGCAAGGCAGCGGUGAAACGCAGCCACCCUGCGUUCUGACAGACGUGCUCGGCUUGAAACGGAGCAUAUUUCCAGCCCGAGAAAUGAUACCUGUUGACUCGGAGUCAGUGAACUUUUCUGUAAAUUUACUGAAAAGCCCAGUGUUUGGAUGUGCGAUAGGGUCAAUGACAGCUGAGCCGCUGCUCGCUCUCUGGAGCUCGCGAUUAGCACCCAAUCGUCCAGAUAGGCUAAGAUGCGAACACCUUUCUCCCGUAGCGGAGCUAAUGCCGCCUCGACACAUUUGGUGAAUGUUCGGGGGCGAGUGAUAAGCCGAACGGCAGCACCAGGUAUUCGUAGGCUAUGCCCUCGAAUGCAAACCUUAGAAACUGCCUGUGGUCCGGAUGAAUUGCUACGUGAAAGUAAGCAUCUGUCAGAUCGAUAGUUGUAAACCAAUCUCCCGGUCUGAUCGCGCCCAGUAGCUGUCUGAGUGUUAGCAUCUUGAACCUGUAGGUUCGUAGGUAUUUGUUUAACACUCGCAAGUCUAGGAUAGGACGGAGCCCUCCUCCUUUUUUCGGAACAACGAAAUAGCGGCUGUACCAACCUUUGUUCGUUUCCGAAGCGGGAACAACUCGUAUCGCUCUCUUGUUCAACAAGUUGUUUAUUUCUUCCCUCAGCACUGCUGCUGCUUCCUCUGCUACAACUGUGUGUAUUACAGAGUGAAAGCGAGGCGGCCGGACCCUGAACUGUAAGCGGUAGCCGAUGGCAACAGUUCUCUCUACCCACGGUGAGACUGCGCAUGCGCGCCACCGAGAGAGACGAACAGUCAGUCGACUGACCUCCAGUACUGUGGGGGAGGGGUUGUCGCCCCCUAGCGUGCCGGCUGGGAACGGCAACACUUUCUCGCCCAGACUUGAUUGAUUCAUGAUGUUUUGAGAACAAAACGAAACCUUUAUUUGAUUCAAAGAACGUACAUUUGUGGCAUUCACACAGUGAACAACAGGCGCCAUUAUUGGGGCAUGUGUAUGUGAGGGGGGGUUGUGCUUGGGAGACUGUGUUAAGGGAGUGCAGCGCCUCUCGGGACCGGACCCCUGAACGAACUUUAAACGCGGCCUCUUUGGCGGCAGAAAAUGAAGGGCGGCAGUGUCUCCGUGCUGCUGGCCCUCUCGAGUCGAUCCCGAAGCUAGGAUGACUGCUGCUUCUUCUUCCUGGGCGCCGAGUCCCUCCGGAAGCUCGGUGGCGGACCCUUGUUCCAAGCCGAAGGGCGUGGGUUCUGACCGGGUACAUGUCGCUUCACCGGCUGGGGCCCCAAGCUGGCGGGCGCUGCAGUCCUCUUAGGGGGAGGCGCUGGUGCCGGUUUGUGCGGAUAACCCUGUUGUUUGGGCCUCGCAUCACGCCUGGGGAUGAUGCUUCUCAAAGCUUCGGUUUGUUUUUUCCUCAGCUCAAACUUAGCUUGAAUGUCGUCGAGGGACUGCCCAAACAAACCGCUGGCCGACACAGGCUCGUCCAGAUAAACCGCUCUGUCCCUCUCCGGAACGUCGGAGAGAGUCAGCCACAGGUGCCUCUGCGCCACCACCGUGGAAGCCAUGCCUCUACCGAGAGACAGCGCUGCACAGCGGGACACACGGAGGAUGUAAUCUGUGGCGACUCUAGCUUCAUUGAGGAGAGGAGUAAGCGGACUGUCAGGAGGCAUACGCGAGCCGAGUUCUGCCAGACACAUAGCUUGAUAUGUCUGAAGCAUAGUGACGGAGCUCAGUGCACGAGCCGUAUUUGCCUGUGUCCUGUAAAUUUUAUCCAGCUGUGACGCUGAAAAUCUACAGUGCUUGGAUGGGAGCGUGAUGGGGCCACCGACACCGUGAUUCUGGGCCGGGGCCAGAUAAGCUGCCAGGGACGCCUCCAUAGGCGGAGGGUUCACCAAUCCAGCUUUUUCAGCUCCAUCUAGAUCGAGAAACUGUCCACAACCGGGCACUGUGGCGCGGGUGGACAGCGGCUUGUUCCAUGUCGAGGUUAGUUCCGCGACAAAAUCCGGGAACAUAGGCAAACUGUUCUUAACAGUCGUCGGUUCGGGUGGGAGAAAAAACCCUGUGAACCGCGACGGUUUUUGAGCUGGUGGAGGAGAGGGCCAUUCUACCUCCAGUUUCUCAGCUGCACGGCGGUACAGUGAGAGGAAGGAUGUGUCGUCCAGAUCAACCGGCGCAGCAGCGGCGGCAUACUGACCUGAAGACAACGGCUCCAGCUCAUCUUCCGAAAAACCCUGCACGUCCAGGCCGAUGUCCAGCACGUCAUCGUCCUCCUGGUAACAAGCUAGCCCGGAUAGCGGCUGGCCAGCGCCCUCGGAGGGGCCCGGCUCAAACCCAGCUGACCCGUCAGCACACUCCACAUGGUCUGCCCAGCUUCCAACUGAGCCUUCGACCAGAAAGUCCUCACCACCGGACUCGGACGAAGCCGGGUCUCUGGACUCGGAAAGGAGGGGGUCGUGCAGCGCAACAGCGGUUUUUCCAAGAAUUUUCUCCACAAACUUGACCCGCCUUCCCAGGGUUGAGCUCCGAAGCCGGUGACAGGACUCACACGACUCGGGCUCAGUCAACGCCCUCCUGGCGUGGACAAUCCCCAGGCAAACGGGACAAGCCUCGUGAAGAUCCUUCUCGUGAAGGGAGAAGCCGCACCCCUGAGGACAGGGGCGAACAGAAGACUUCGCCUUCACCUUCAUGGGCUUAGAGCUCAUAACGAGACUCAAAAGCUGAACGAAAUUAGCGCUCCGCGGGUAGCCGUAGGCUAACACCAACAGGGGCAGUUGAGCUAAAGUCGAUCAAGCAGUAGCCAGAGACAAGACCAGGCUAAUUUAGCAGCAGCUAGUUAGCCCGACUCGGUGUAGGUGUUCUCAGCGAGGUGAAGAGCGUAAGAACUGAAGGAUGACUGUGGUGUUACACGUAUAUAUGUGCAGGCGGAGCCUCCCAGACGUCACCACAGAUCAUCUGCCUUAAAGGCGUGAAUAAAGGUGUCUUCAGUCAGGUCACGCAGGGGCGUGAUGUCCCAUACUAUAUGUGUUGUACCGAGUGAAUCGACUGAAAGGGAACAGCGCUAUUUUCUUAAAGGGUGAAUUUGACGACCAAAGAUCAGCAGAAUGAGAUUUUUGAUCAAAAUCAUUACUCCAAGAUAAGCAACAACUGCUUUGUCACAAGAAGUCCAGGAGUGAUGGAAAUAUUCACAGUCCAGCAAGCCCACCCAAGUCAUUUCCCUUUUACUUUAUUGCACCAUACAAAACCAGAUGAUCUCAACCAUCUUCUACAGAGGCUGUCACUGACAAUUCAGACUAAAAAUUGAGUUUCAAAGUCUGUUGCAUAUCUCAGUAUUUCACUUAGGUAAUCAGCAGAAGCAUCGACUUAUUUGUUAGUUAAGGUUUGCAAAAAUGCAUUUAUUAUAGACUAAUAUAAAGUCUUUUAUCAUUACAGGCUGAAGAAUAAAUCAUUUGCAUAUUGCAGUUGGUAUAUGAGCAUGUCCUCCUGAAUUUAUCUAUUAUUAGUUUUUGAUUAUUGGAAAUUUUGGUUUUUGUCAGUUUUAGCACCCCAAUCUUUGUCGUCUUAUCCUUCACAUGCUUGAGUAGAAAUUGUUAACUAAAAGAUUUAAUCCUGCUGACUUUUGACAGAAAAAUAUGUUUAUUUAUUGUGAACAGUUUCGCAAAAAUCAGUCUCUUUCACUUUUGGAUGAUAUGAAAAAAAAUAUCAAUAUGAAUUUUAUUCUCAUCUUUAAAUUUAUCCGGUAAAAAUUCCCUUAUUUUUAUCUUGCAAAUAUAUCACAGAGAAGAAAAAUAUGACUGAUUUUUUAUUUUUUAUUUUUUGUGCUGUCAUUCUAAUAAUCAAACCUCUGUUAUGUCUGGUAUUGAACACUCUUCAUACAAACAGUAUAUCACGCUUGUAGAUCCCUCAACAAAACAGCACAUUCAAAAGAAAGGUCAAGUUAUUUUAAAAAAGCAUGUUGACUUGAAGCUAUUUGAUCACCAGUGAAUGAAAUUAAAUGAUAAAAUUAUUAUAUCACGAUCUCCCUGUUAAGGCAGCCUUUUGAGGAAACACUGAUGAAUGUCUGAUGGAGAUGUCAGGAGACAGAAGCGCUCUCUGUUUGACUUGUAGGGGAUGUUGUGUCAGACCAUCUUCUGAACACUGUCUGUACUUUUUGGGGGAUUUUUCUCUGGAUUAGAUCAAACGUGUUGUUUUUCCCCAUUUUCUGUGCUGUGUCAUUUUGAAUGUUAAUAACAUUCAGCUCACUCUUAAGGGGAAGAGGUAAUUCGCACCAAAAUGUUGAGAUAUUACACAAUAUUGAGAGUGUGGUUUUACUGUAGGUUUUUGUCUUUUUUUUGUGUUGAUGCUGCUCUUCAGUAUGACUCAACUAAGAUACUUUUUUGUUUGUCGGAGGAAGAAUUAUUAUCGGGGAAAUCACCUGUAAAUACAAGUGGUAGAAAACCAAGUGCCUGAAACUACUCAUGCAUACACACUCACAUACUCAUUUCCUUCCUGGGUUAUACAUAUCAGGGUACAAAAAUGAGAAGGAGAGUGCGCGUGCAUGAGCUGAAGUAAUAGAUGUGAACACUUCUAGAUUCAUACCCCUCUGUCUGGAAUCCCCCCUUUUAGCACACACACACACACACACACACACAUACACACACACACACACACCAUGUCCAUUCAUCCAGUCAGCUCUUCCUCUUGCUAAUAAAAGCAGAUAAUCUAAACUGAACGCUGCGCACAUGCUCACAAACACACAGUUUAAGAGGAUCUUCCCCUUUGCUCAACAGACCUGCCACAGAUAAGCAGUUGCUUCUUUAGUCACUUAAUGCCACUGUUACUGGCAGACAGAUGGGCUUUAGAGAACUGCUGUUGCUUAAGAGAACAGGACACUCCUCUCUCACUUUCAAAGUGAUUCAUUUAGCACUUCUAGUAUGACAAGAUUGCAGUGACUACCAUUUGCAUAAAGUCGUCAAAAAGAGCCCCUAUAGCUCCUCUCUUCCCUCCCAGUGUCACUUACUGAAAGUCGCACUCUUGUACUUUCUGCUGAUGAUUUACCAGCACUGCUCAAACUUCUCUUUUUGCUGUGAGUUUGCUUUCUCACCUAGCAACAUGCAGGGCUGUUAAUAUGUCAUUGACAAAAAAUGUGCUCAAUGUGUGUUUAAAGAAAGAAAAACUAUGAUGGAGUCUGGCUGCAUUUGCACAUGCAUGGCUGCAUGUGACUGAUGGCCCCGCCGGCAUCACCCACCUACCAUGUGGCAAAUAUUUCACCCUCAAAGAGAGAGACAGAGGGAGAGAGAGAGACUUAGAGAGAGAGGGAGAGACUUGGAGAGAGAAAAGGAGGGAGACCACCCAUUGGGUCGGUACUGGGGUCCAGAUUAGGCUGCCCCUGGCAGUCCCUGGAGAUCUGUUGCUUUGUUGAUGGUUUUUUAAUGACCCCGUUCAGGCUGAGGGCUCAUUGUACUGGCUUGAGUGACAGGCAGAUGGGAAAAGCUGAUGGGUUAAUCUGACAAACCAGAAAGGAGUGGAGAGGGGGCUUUUUUUUCCUGUCCACCUCAUUCAGAUCCUGUUUCUGCCAAAGCGCUUCAGGGGCAACAGUUUCUACUGAGGCUGUUUGAAUAUGGAAGAAAUGCUGCAGCGCAAUAAAACCCAAGAGUCUGCAGCGACACUAAAACUGCUUUGUGUAAAGAAAAAAUAAUAAUGACUCAGUGAAAUGUAAAUUGUGAAUUGCGUUGAGUUAAAUUGAAUUGCAUUUUCUCUUUCAAACAAGCUGAAAAAGAAACAAAGCCACAGACAAACAGACGAAUAUAAAUUCUGUCAUAUCUGAAAAAGGAUAUAUCCAGACCGUUUAUGUUAACGAGACAAUUUUCCGAUCAUAAUGGUAUUCAUCUCUUUCUAAAGAUUGUCAAUCCAUCCAUCCAUUCAUUUGCUUCUGCUUAUCCGGGGUCGAGUCAGAGGGCAGCGGUGUCAAGCCUGUCAGCCAAAAUCUCCCUCUCCCCAGCAACUCUUUCCUCUCCAGUGGGCUGUGGGUCUACCACAGGGUCUUCUCCCAGUUGGAGAUGCCCAGAACACAUCUAGAGGGAGGCAUCCUUGUUGAAUGCCCCCCUAAAAACCCCCUAAACUGACUCAUUUCAGUGUGAAGGAGCAGCUUCUCUACUCUGAGCGUCUCCUGUUUGCCCGAGCUCCUAACACCAGCCGAUCCACCCUUUGGAGGACACUCAUUUCAGCCACUUGUACCUGCGAUCUCAUUCUUUUCGUCUCAACCCUCAUGACAGAUGGACCGUAGAUAAACUUUUUUUUCGUCAACGCCGACAUUUUCCUCAGUAUACAUCCGUAACAGUGAUACCUUCUUCUCAUAGUGAUAAUGUUCCUUAAAGUCCCACUCUGAUUGUUUUUCUUUUUUUACAACUUAAAGUGUUCUCAGUGGUCUUUAAAUUGUGAUUAUGAAGUUUUUAGCCAAAAUCUGAGUCGUGGGCAGAGACAGCGCUGCUCUGCACACUCCUCUUGACGCUAGCUUGCAGCCUAACAUCGUGGGUGCAGCAGAAGUGGCACGUAACAUAGAAGCUAUUCACCCCCUGGACACUAAUGUCUUUGGGGACACAAUGAAAGUUUGUAUCAUAAUUAGCUUUCUUACAAGCAUUGCAUUUGCUAGCGAAAACACGCUUGUUCCGCGAUUGUCCUGCUUUUCCGAGUCUGGUCUGUAUCGUGGAGCUCCAGGGGCGGAGCUUGCAAUUGUGACGUAAGAAAUCCCACUGUGUCUGAACCUGCCGUUUGGGUCUGCCAGAGAUUCACAGCACUUUGAAUGCAGAAAUACCCAGAAAUGCAAUAUCGCACUUACUUUCCUCAUGAUAUGUCCUGUAGCAUUAGAAAAAUGCCACAUGAACAUGUAGACAACAAUAAAAACAUGAUUUUCAUCGAAGUGGGUCUUAAAAAGAAUAUGUUAGCAUCCCUGAAGGUAACAGAAAACAGAGUAAUAGGUAAGGUGCAGUAACCUUCAGUGACCUUACCAUGGUGGUUUUUCCAGCCACACAUUGGCAGCCAUUGUUGUUGGAGGUUAGCAGGAUUGUCCCAUGAAGCCCAUUAGCUUCCGCUCUCAUGGAUGUCAUGCGCAUGUUGUUGCUUGUCCAAUUGGAUUUGGAAAACUGAAGGGGAAUGCCACCAGACUUUUCAGUUAUCUCUUGUUGUUGAACUCUUGUUUUUCUAGUUCAAAAGCAAAAUAAACGGAGGGGGUGCCAUGAUUUACAGAAGAUGACAAGAUAAGCUUAUGACUGGGGAAAAUGUUUUUGCGUCCUUCCUCUGAGCUUAUUAUAAGACAGGCUGUUAUUGAGUUACACAGCAGCCAAAGGGAGUUUUAUGAGCCUUUAAGCUGGCUCCUUUCAAGUCUCUCCCAGCUGAUAAAUACUCUCUGGAUCUCUUUUUAAAUGAUAAAAUUAACCAAUUAUCAUUACACGAGCUGUCGCUGGCUUACGUAAGCAUCUCCCAACAGUCUAUGACAUGCAAAUGAGGGAAACUUUCACCUGAUCAGAAGUUUUCCUCUAAUUCUCCCCCUCCUGCAUAAAGUCCUCCCACUAAAAUGACACCAGUCAGACGCACAUAUCUCGAAUGACAUCAAACAAAUUGGAAACAGAUUUUCUGCCAGCGCUCAAACUGAUUAUGACACUUCACAAUAAAAGCUUUCAGGAGCAGUCACACUCCUCCAAAUCGGUUUGUUUUUAUGUUCACGAUGAAAGAGUUUUCCAUCUCUGGUCCCUCUUUUUAAAGUCAGAUUCAAUUUCUUUUAGUUAGUAAAUCAAGAGUUUCUUGAUAUUCACUGUUUCUAAUUUUAAAAUGUAAAUUUUAGAAAUAAACACGAUACUCGUACACUACAGGACAUAUCACAAUCACCCAUUCAUGUCACGUUCAGACUAGAGAUUAAUCCACAUGAAAUAUACAAUAUCACUACAAUCUCAUGACUGCAUGAGAUUUUACUAUAAGUGAAUAAUUUUUUGUAUGAAAUAUAUGGAUACAGUAUUUUAUUCCUGUUAUUUGCAUUAUUACUAGCUGUGUAUAAUAUCGUGGCCUUUACGGCAUUUCUUUUAUCAAUCGUACCACAUCAACUGAAUGAUAUGUGAUACUUUAGUGUAUAAAUGUAUCUCAUCUAACACACUAUUCCGGUUGUGCUGAUGAGCUACUGGAGCUCUGCAGAAGAAAAGCCCUUGAAAAUGACAUUGGUAAUGUGAUUUUGGCCGAAACACGUCAUAAUUACAGUUUAAAGACUUCUAAGAACACGUUAAGUAGUAAAGAAAAGAGAUCUUCUCAGAUAAUAAAAUCUAUUGCAUACUAACAAAGAUAUUUUAUUAUUUCUAUCAUAUGAUUAUCUAUGAGUCGUUCUGUUCCAACUGUUGCACUUCUUCUUGUCACUUCAUAUUUCAUAUAUCACUUCUUUGAACUUUUUCUCACUUGUCGCCUCAUGAGGUUAGAUUGUCCUCAUUGAACUCUCAGCUGAUUUCAGUAUAUCAGACCAUAACCCCUUUUACUAACUUUCACCUUAACUUGUCACUUUCCUCACAUCUAACCUGUCCUCUAAAGAGCAUUUUUUUCUCUUUUCUUUAUAUGCCAGUUGUAUUUACCGCUCAUUUUAUUCUGUCUACUGUAUAGGUUUGUCUACCUUAUUUUUUGUUGAAUCUACUUAUCUUCUUACUCUGCCUUUGUGACGCUGCAACAACCAAGCAUCCUGCUGUAUCGUGUCAUGUCGUAUCCUAUCACAUUAUCUAUCAUCUCAUCGUAUCCCAUUCUAUCAUAUGGACUUGUCUUGUCAAAUCACAAUCCGUUGGCCGUCCAGUCUUUAAUGUCAUAUCUGACUCUAUGUUCAUGAGGCUGAUAAAAUCACCAUCCUUUUUAACGAUAACAGUCUUUCAUCAAUGUUAAUGAUCAACGAUUAAAAGUCUUUUGCCUAAUAUUUUAUAUUUUACUGAGUUUACUGUUUCUUUAUUUGAGAAAUCCUUAUUCAAGCUCAGCUAUUUCUGUCCUGUUUGCUUGUAAGUAGGGUGACCAUACAUCCUCUUUUACACGGACAUGUCUUCUUUUUGGGGGGCUGUCCUGCCUUGUCUGGGAGAGUUUAUAAUCCUUCAAAUGUCAGGGGUAUUGCAUGGAAGUUUUGAGUUUGUGUCAUGUGGACUAACUGAGUUAGAAUUGCGCAAUACACACUUGACCCGACCCAAAAAAACUCUUAAAAUUUACUAUGCACGACUCCUUGACUCCGCCCCGUGUAGUAGUGUCCUCUUUUUGGGGAUUCAGAAUAAAGUCACCCUGCUGUAAGCAUCAGUGAUGUUUGGACCUGGACCUUUACUUGCCAGGGAGUUAAUCUCUGUCACAAGAGAAAUAUCAGUCAGUACCAAUAUUUAAUGGAUCUUAAGGUAGUUAUAUACAAUUUGAUUAAAUCUCAAAAAAGGGAAUAAUGACAAACAAAGAUACUUUAAUUUGCUCACUCAUUUUUUAUAUGCAAAAAAUUGUACUUGCAAAACCUCUACAGUCAGCUGAAACAUGAGGCUUCAGAGCUUUCUGACAUUAAACUAGUGCAAUUAGAAACAGAUAUUAGUGUCUCCUGCAGAGUAUGAGGGCUAAAUCUUCGUCAUGAACAGACAUCCAUCAAUAGGACAAGUAUCAGCUGAUGUUAAUACUCAGCUGCUUUCCUGGUAUCCCACAGUUUUUAAAGUACAUGGGUCGCACACUGUCACUGGUUCAACAGAAGAAUCUGGUUAAACGUAUUUCUGACAAUGACCAAGAAUUAAAGAGUUAUGUCUGUGAUGCUCCUAUUUUCCCAGACAAUAGGUUUCCACAGACAGGAUGAGGAGAGAGCGCAGCGGCAGGGAAAGGGAGUGGGGGAAAACCCUCUCACUGCACGCAGGAGAGCACGUGCAGCGCACUCUGGGAAUGUUUAGAUAUCUCCUCAAACGGCUCCGCAUGGGAAAAAAAAGGAAAAGUCAUGCUCAGUGCUUUGACUGCAGCCGGCUGAACCCGAGAGGAGGAGGGGGGGUUGGCCCCGAUUUGACAUAAGCAAACACACACAGCGCACACACACACACACAUAUGAACAGAAAUAUACUGUACACACAGACUUUGAUUGCACACCUUCACCAUCGCAGAGAAAGUGUGACUUUUCCUCUGUGUACCCCCUCUAGAGUGGGUCCUACAAGACAGUUGUAGCACCUAUAAACACACACUCCUCCGCACUUCACCAUAUUAAUUGUUGAUGGCCUCUUGGCAUCCCUCCAGGUAGGGAAAAGGGGGCAGCGAUCGGUUUGUGUGUCUCGCAUGCGCGCACACACCGGCAUCUGGAUAUUGAAGCCUUGUCUGUACCAGCAAGAGGAAGAGGAGGGAAAAAAGAGAAAAAAAUUACAGCAUAUAUCAGGAAUUUUCCAGCUAAUGAUGUGCGGAUGUGGUAGCACUGGAGAGAGAGAGCCACUGACUGUGCUGUCUUUGUUUCGCUCGCCGAGGGCCCCAUGCUGCAUUCCUGUACACUGUGCAUACUUUGGCAACAGUUGUACUGCCCGUUUUUUUUCUGUUUUACUGUAUACAGUUUGUGUGCUGCUCUUGCACUUUUCUUUCAGACUCCUGUAGCUCUAGCUCUGCCCCUCCCUCUCCCCCUCAUCCCUCCUUUAAACCUCUCCUGUCUCUCCUUCCUUAUUUCCUUUCUUGGCUUUGUGAAGGUCCAUUGUUGGGACUGUAAAUUGUCCUUUUUUUACAGAACAAGAGCAAGAAAGAGGGAAAGUGAGGGAGGAGUUAAAUAAUGGUGUUUACAACAACUGACUGCUCGAGCUAGAGCUUCGAAAGGGGGCCUCUCUGGAGACACAACAUUACAGCUCCAGCUCCACCGUACUCUCAGAGUGCAUAGUUUUGUUCAUUUUAUUAUUAUAACAUCCGCUCUGCUUCUCCCAUAUGUGGCCUGCAUGUACACUCUGCAGCCUUUAUCUGUUUUCCUUCCGUAGAUUCACAAAGGAAGGCUUUAAUUUGUGGUGGAUUGCUUUCAGGAAUGUAAUCAAAUUCUAGCUCAGGACUUAAAGCAUUAAGCAGGCCAAACAUUUACCUGAGAGACUCAACUGCACUGCAUGCUUAUUCUUCUUUAGUCCGUAAUCGCUGAAUGGUAAAACCUCCAAUCAUGCUCUUGUUCAUUCAAUUAGAUCAGUUAUUUGGCCUCGAGUGCAUCCACAGUACUUAUGUGUGUGCAGAAGGUGUGUGUCUGUGGGUGCUGUGCUGCUCCUUCAUCCUGGACUUCCUCAGUGAGAGAGAAUGUAAAUACAGGCCACCAGCCAAGUCCCAUCAGCCUCAGUGCCUCUGGCUCUACAGCCUCAAGCGGCCUCAGUCAUCCUCAUGGCCUCAGGUCGCUGUGAGCAUCCUACUUGGAAGUGCACAUGGGGAGUGAGGAGAAGACGUCUGUGUCAUGGCAGCAGAGGAGGGCGCUGGUGAUGACUGUAUCAUUUGCUGAUGUGUUGUAACUUGGGAUUUAUUAUGUAGUUGUAUAUAGUUGGGCGCAUUCAAAGCUCAAUAAUGUCAUCAAAUAUUUUAGCUUUUCAAUUGUCUCAGGUCAACUUUCUGCUGUUCCCAUAGCAACAGUAUGGCACUUUUACACAACCUCUGUGGGGUUCAUUUAAAGCUCCUGUGAGGAACUUUUAGUUUUGGUGAAUCUGGCGCCCCCUGUGGACAAAAAGAGAACUUGAGUCCUUUUGCUUCGUCUAUUCAGAAAUAGUAUAGUCUGACCAAGACCUCACCUGUUUCUUCAGUCUGCUGUCAAUCAUCUGGUCUGAAGUCUACUCACCUCAGCAGUUUCAGGCAUAAAAAAUGACCAUAGCAGCAUUUUUAGUCUAGUCGCUGGUGGCCUUUAAGUUAAAUUUUGUGAUUUUCUAUUGCCUUUAUUGACAGAAGACAGGACGUUGCACUGAGCAGGAAAUGGGAGGAGAGUGUAGGGAGGAACAUGUAGGAAAAGAGCCUUACGCCUGGUUCACACAGGAAGCGCCGCGCACCGAGUUUAGGAUCGGCGCCCAUGUUAACCUAUGUGAUUGUUCACACAGCGCGCGCGGGGGAGUGCCACGCGCGGAACGGCUCGCGCUCUGGAGCGCGGCCGCUCCACUUCUCUCUACUUUUUGCGCGAGCCAGUUGUAAAGCUGGACAGAGCAGAUCGGACCAGACAGGAAGUCGGGAACAGGAGAUGUGAGAGAAUCCGGUCAAUUUUAAAAUUAAAAUAUAUUUCAAUAAAUUAGAAAAAAAGGAUUUACAGUGUUGCUUGUCGGGCUAUUUUUUCCCAAUGAACACGCAUGCAUGCGCGCGCAUACACACACACACACACACAAACACACACAUACAGACGGAGGGAGAGCUGCAGAGAUUCAGUGAUGUUAUUGAGACAAAGGAGGGGGACUUUAUUACGAUAGUCAAUAGACUGGAGCUAACAAGGCUACACAUACAACGGAGUCAACAGACUCCCCAAUUCAUUCGUUGUUUACCCCAUGUAAUAAUUUAAAACAAUACUUGAAGAUGCUACUAAUAUUUAAUUUAUGUAAUACGUAAUACAAACGUAAAUAAAUAUUGAUUUACCCAUGUUUAAAGCGCUCGUAAGUGUGGAAAACUGAGGGCAGACGGAAACAGUCGAGCACUGCCGGGCUCAGUCAAUGUCUGACCGGCGCAUCAGAGCGCAGCAGAAAACGCUUUAUGUGUGAAGAGCCAAAAGCGCGCAGCGCGUCGGCUUCCUGUGUGAACCAGGCAUCAGACUAGAUUCACACCUUAGGCAUAAACUUCCUUGUGUUUUAACACAUUUUAGUUGUUUUCCUACUUUCUUGCAGGACAUUUUGCAAAAUUGAAUCAUAACCAAUAUUACUUUUUCAAUUAGCUUGUUUCGCAACAUCUUAUAUAGUCAGUUUAUGAUGGCAGCUAGCUUCCCUAAUGUGUCCGACUGUGAAGGCAUGUUUAGAGUGGGUGAAAACCCCUUUGAUCAGCUGUGUUUAUUGGAUAACCUAUUUAUCUUAAUUGUGGUGCGUCACCGCUAGCAAUCUUCUUGUCAGAGCAUCAAAAAUAAUAAGCAUAUGCUUGAAAAGUUUCUAAUCUUUCGGCAAGAAAUCGCAUCAAAAUUUUUCCCAAAAUGCUUCUUGAACCAGAUGAUCUGAAACAUUUACACUAGCCAUGAAAGUGCAUAGCUUAAAAGUUAGCAGUAGUUCCUCCUAGUAGUAGUUCAGCAUUGUGACAGAAAAAGCACACGCGAGAACAAGUCGUCCCUCUCAGUUUGACUAUACCAACUCUUCUGCAGGUUUGAAAGGUUUGAAACUUCUGCAGGUUUUAAAGGUAACAUGAAACAAUUAAAGUUAAAUUCUGGAGGUUUGAAUCUUGUAUCAUUUCAAUCCAUCCAGGUAAGCUUGCCUUUUGAGUGACCUCCGACCCAGAAAGUACAGAUCCCCAUGGCUAACACAAAAUAAAAAUAAGACCAAGAUUGAAUAUACCGGAAUUAUCCUUUAAACAUGAAACACAUGCUGCGGAUAUCUUGCAUACAUUUGCACACACACACUCACACACACACACACACACACACACACUUAAAAGCACUAGGCAAUGGAGCACGUGAAUCCAGGCAAAAGCAGGUGCUCACUGUGUCACGUGCAAGUACUCACACAUAACACAAACCAAACACCCCCACGCUCACAUGCAUGCACCCUAUUGUCAUUCUCCUCGGCUGUGCAUGCGGCGCACUGGUGGCACAGUUCCGGAUGUUGCAAGUAAGACAGUCCUGGAGGUCCAGCCCAGGAGGUCUGGAGGUCCUCUGAGGCAGAGGAAGCCAUUUCCUCCCUGAAGCGGAGCAGGGGGCAGAGAGCAGCAGUGAGAAGGAGGAGGAGUAGGAGGAGGAGGGUGGUGAGGGGGAGGAUGCUCUCAGCAGAGAGGAAUUCUCAGAAUGUUGUCCUUUAAUCUGGAGUCAGCCUCACACACACUCUCGUUUUUUUCUCCCUCUGCUUUAUCUGACCUCCUCUGGCUUUUCUGUUACCAUGCGGAAGGGAAGAGGGGUGUGAGAUAGGCAGAGACAGAUUGAAAAUGCAAGGCAGCUGACCUAGGGGGAAAACUGUGCAUUGCAUUGCAGAAGUUUGAAAACUGUGCAUUGCACAGUUUAGGGGGCGACUUACUUUUCCUGUGCUUGUAUCUCUGUUUCCAUUCAGCCUGUAGAGAGGAGAGAGAGUGCAGGAGUGUGUAAUGAGGGGAUAUGUGAAGCAAAACAGAGAAUGAGAAGGGUGAGAAAGAGAGUCUAAGAAAGAAGGAAUGCAAACGUGGUCGGAAGAGAAGGAAAGGAAAGGGCUGAAAAAAAGCUCUGCUGAACAACAUUACAAUCUGGGAAUGUCCUUUACUCUCUUUUUACUGCAGCCUAUGAAUCAGUCUUAUCUCUGAGAAACAGUCAACAGUCAAGUUUACACCAUGACUUUGAAGCAUGUUCCUUUAGAGGAGUUACAUAGAAAUGUAAUAUUGAGUAUGACAGAGUUUGGAGUAAACAAUAAAAGUAAAAUAGACAGUACCCUUACACUUUUGCAGGGGAUGAUUGGCCAUAAAAUAUCAAAUAGUUGCCCAAUAUUUAAACAUCAGAUGUUGAAAAAGAAAUAUGUUGUUUUGUUAUAAAAAAUAUAAUCUUAUUUCGAAUUUGAUUCCAGAAACACUUUUUCAAAAGUUGAGACAGGGUUAACUGAACUCUGAAAAGACAUGCGAUACCAGAAAAGCACCAGGGGGAACACCUCACAACUAAUAAGGUUCAUUUGCAACCACUUAAUAACAUAACUGGGUAUUUUAAAAAAGGCUCCUCAGAGACACCAGGUUUAACAAAGUCGAGAGGGAAAGAAGUUUGUAACGUUCUGAAAGACUGGAUGAUUAAAUGUGAUUUGAAUGAAAGAGGAAACUUACAAUAAGCGUGAUCUCAGAUGCUCUUAAAAGGUGACGGACCUACCCUGCUUUUAGCGCACAGUUAAAAAUCCAGCAUACUUGGUGGUAAGGGAGUGAGUAAGUGACUAAAAUAUGAAUCGCUUACACAUUUAGGAGAGCAAUUUUAACGCUGAAUUUAAACAGGUGAAAGUAAAUAUUUUUGUGUCACUUUCUCAAAGAGAAAAUCAUGAAGCAGUGUGAGUUGAGUGUGUAUGUGUCACAGACAAAGUAGGGAAGUGAGAAAGUCCUGAAAGGCUGACUAGUGUGUUGUUAGUUUGGGAUUGUUUUUCAAUAUUCAUUGACAAAAAAAUAAAUAAAAAAUAACAAUACUUUUAAUCAGUAAAGCAAACGAAACAAGAGAGACUACUUUUUAAUAUAUACUUAAAUUAGUUCUCCAGGGUGCAUAUAGUCCAGGUCUCAUUUAAGUUUGAAUAUCACCUUAAAUCAUCUUCCUUCCUGUGUGUCUUUUCGUGCAUAAAUGUGUGAUACGAAUGUCUUAAUCUGCACUUGUGGGCAGGUUUUCGAAUAACUCUGUAUUGCACUGCAGCAGAUGUACCUUGAGCUCUAGGUCUGUGGUUCUUCCUAGAAGGCUUCACAUCUGUGCGUGUAUGUGUAUGUGCAUGUGCAUGUGUGGGAGUGCAUGUGUGUGUAAGAGGGUGUCUAUAUAAACUCAAUGCAGCAGACUGAAGUCACAUGUGCAUGAGUUUGCAGCUGCAGGAAGAAGCUUAUUGGGCUAUUUGUCACUAAUGCAUUAGUGCACAGUUUGAAAUGUGAUGUGUUAAGAUGAUUAGUGGCUGCACAAAUGUAGAAAACUCUAAAUGAAGAAAGUUGGAGUUAAUUCCUACAAGACGGGACAGAAAUGCAGCGCUGAAUUUUCCAAUUUUGCCAGAGAGGGAAAAAAGAGUGACAUUUUGUUGCCCUGACCGUAUCGGCAGCUGUGCAACUUCCAUUCAUGAUUUUCUCUGAGGUUUCUCUGUUCUAAAAAUCUUCAAUGACCCAAACAGUCAGCCUGUUCAUUCUUGGUGCAUGUCUCAUUUCUGGUCACAUUGCUCAGCUGACGCAUCUGAGCCAACUAGCCUCAACUUCCUUUACAUUUCCACUUAAGCAGGAAGCAGGAGAGAUGUGAAAGUAUCACACAUCUGCAAGAGCGGCCCCAAGCUCUAUUAAUAGUGUCAUUGAGUUAAGUGGAGAAAAUGUGACUGAACUUUUUAUUCCUCUUAGUAUCAGUUGACUGAUCUGUUUAAAGAGUUCCAGCUUGGGGUAAAGUCUGGUCAGUUUGUGGGUUUUCCACUGGCAUUCAAGUCUGUGAUUUGAAGGAACAGAAACUUUGGGGGGCAGGGCUUGAAGACAUCUCACUUGAAUUAAUAAAAUAGGUCCUUGAUUUAUAUUGUUAAAAAAAACGAGUAGCUUUGCACGUACGCAGAUGAAGGAGCGGGAAAGAUUGUGGAUCAUAUCCCACAUAAUGUCAUUUACUUUGUGAAAUGAUGUGCAUACAUGAACUUUGACUUCCUUUUGUGUCAUUUUUUCCCCAUAUCAGCAGUAGUUCCGGGAGUAAGUCUAUUCAAUUCAGUGCUUUAUUAACAAAUACCAGCUAAGCUAAGGGUAGUAGCACAAAAGCAAAAAAGUUCCUGUUGAGUUAUGGCAGUUUUUUUUUUGGUGCCAAAGUUCAGCAAAGACUCAAAUGGAGGAAAAGUUUCUUCAUUUAUCAAACAACUGAUCUCCAGACCCUGGUUGAAAUACAGACAACAGCAGGCUGCAGGAACAGAUUUGUUCAUGGAAGAGAAGUUUGGGGUACUUUUCGUUUUCGUUGAAAAGUACCUUUAGACCUGAAAAUGAAACAGUAGAAAAAGUAACCAGAAGCCACUUACAUGUACUUUCACAUUGAAUCCCACAACGCCAUGUUCUAGUGAAAGUUUUUAUAAUGCAUUGUGGUGUUGCAAAGCACAAGAUCCACAGCGUGUAAACAUGGGAAUAGGAGCGCCACACACAAACACACACUGUGGUGUUCCGCCCUGACAGCUCAGUCUUACAUUAUAACAGACUUAGAUUCGCUGAAUGUCUUUGACUAUUAAUGUUUUUGACCAAUAUGAUAGUAAAAAUGUUCAAUAGUUGUUAAGACAUUUAUAACAUAUAAACCUUGUUGUAAACCUCAUGGAGGAGGUAGAGAAAAAGUUAUAUACUCUUGGAAACAUACAUGCUUGUACCAAAUUGUGAAGCAAAUUUAUGGGAAUAAUUUAGUCAAGAAUCAAACAUUAAACUGGCUGACGGACCAGCAUUAGCCCACCUGUGCACAUGCUAAAAUACAGUAAUGAAAAAGGGAUCAAGAUGACUGAUUAAAAUGUAAAACUGAAAUAACCUUGGAGGAGUCUGCACCUAAGUGAAGAUCUGAUUCCAUUUUUAUUGCUCAUUUUUGGCUGUCUAAACCCCAUAAAGAUCAAAGCUCUCCUGUUUCACUUACAGACUCAUGAACAACAUCUAAAAGCUCAGUGUAUCAUUUCCAAGUCCUCCUACACUGAGUCCAGUCCAGUUAAUAAAGAUAUCUAGGUGACAGCACACUCUCUGCUCGCAAACGUUUGCCUCAGACUCUUCAGGUCCUGAUAAGCGCUCUACAGUGCCUGUGAGGGGAACUGCAGCCAAAAGCUGUUGGAAAAAUCUGGAGUUAAGGAAAGCACCUGGAACCAGUCCACUCUCUCACUAAGGGUCACUGAGUUUUGUCUGGAGGCUUUCCCUACUGUAGCUGUUAACAAUGCCGCUGCUUUCCUGCAGGUUAUGACUGCACACAUGCGCUUACAGCUCCCAUUAGAGUUCACAGGGACAAAGUUGGAAACCGUGACUUAUGUGGAAAGGUGCAAAAUGGCGACUGUUGAAGCUCAGGUGGGGGCAAGGCUGGUAAUGCAUGACAGGAAAUGUAGUUUUAAAAGAUUACUUCAGGCAGUGGUAAAAAAAAAAAAAAAUAAACUGCACCUAUAUCCACAUAAGCAUGCAUGAGCAUGAGAAAGGAGGAGGAACAUUUUGGAGACAAUUUACUCAGCAGCAGUCAAACUACAUGUUGUAGAUCAUGUGCUUUAAUUGAACCUAAAGUUUUUCUGUUUUUGCAUGCGUGUGUUACAGGUGGUUACAUUGUGGUACAGAGCCCCUGAGGUGCUGCUCCAGUCCAGUUACGCCACACCAGUGGACCUGUGGAGCGUUGGCUGCAUCUUUGCAGAGAUGUUCAGAAGACGGUGAGAACUGCACAGAAUGCUUUGUCUAUGAGCGAGUACAAAAUACAGAGGAACUUAAAUCAAAAGCCACAUAUUUAGUGACCAGAGGAUCUCCAUGAGCAAAGCGACACAGAGUUAAUCCAAAACUAUAACAUAUACAGUUAUUCAUUGUACAUAAUCUGCUGCAUUAAUUGAGGACUUUGAGGUUUUGAGUUAUUUUUUUAUGCUGACUCGCAACAUUUUGUGCUGCCACGUGUCUCUAUUACAUCCUCAUUGCCAUCUUUGUGUCAGUUUUUCUGCUGUCAACAAAACUGACCACAAGCUGACAGUCUUUUUUUAAUCAGACAUCCGAUCUCGCCUUAUUUAUGUUUCCUUUUUCUUUUUUUUUAUUAGGUGAUGCAAGACAGAUUAUGACAGGUGUUUGACAACAUAUGUACACACACACACACACACACACACACACACACACACACACACACACACACACACACACACAUAUAUAUAUAUAGUACGAACAGGCAAUGGAGACAAAAAAAAGUGACAAGUAAAGCCAUUUAUGUUUCCAACCCCCAAAAAAUCAUAGUUUUAUGAGCUUUACACCUAACGUGGUUAUCUAAAUGGUCAUAUGAGCAGGGAUGGCUUCAAAUGGUUAUAAUUUCAAUCGCUUAUUUUGUUCACUCUGUUAACACUGUAAAUCACACUUAACAUCGCACCUCACUCACUGGCUUGUGCGGCGUAACGUGCUUCAAAAACGGUUGCACACUCAGUCCUGCAUCAGCACUAUGUCUAUGCUCGAGACAAACUGACCCCUUAAGAACCAUCUUAAUCUCACUGUGCUUGUGUUGUGUGUAGGAACUAUAAGCUGGGAAAAUGAAAUAAACAAGCCAGUAUAACUGUUUGAUGUGCGUGUUUAACCUUGUACCACGCACUGGUGUCCCUGCUUUGGCCUUUUUUCCCUCUGCAGAGGUUUUCACAGGUCAUGCAUCAAAUACCUGGCCCCUUUAGUGAUGGCUUUAGCACAUUAACUAUUUAAAGAGCAGAUAAUAAUCAGUGACCUACAGGGAUGUAAACAUAGCAUCCACACACAUUCACAUGCUUGCAUCCUUGUGACCAGGUGUAUUUUUAGCUAAAGCCGAUUCUUUAUUUAGUAACUUGUAGGUUUUUUGUUUUUUUUUAAAUGGAUGCAAAACAUGAAGUUGGAUGAGAUGUUUUAGGGUUGGUGUUCUUUCCCUGGAGUAAUUUUGCCGAAAAAAUCCAAAGUAAAGUUAACUUUCAGUGAUUUAUAUAAGUUUGUGUAACAGUAGGUACCAGUUAUUUGGGCGUUUCCUGACAUUCUCCUCCAAUAACACCUGUCAGAUGCUUUGUGAACGAUCACAUUUCCGUUAGCUUAUCAAACCAUUACAGUAAUGACAGGCAGCUUGCUGUGGUUGCAGGGUACAUGACAAGAUUCUGCGUCUCUGUGUAGGUAUUUGUCAGUUUGUGGUCUAACGAACUUUGCACGCUGGAGAGCCAACCUAAUAACAGACUAUUUCUACACAAAGAAGAAGGGUUGAACCGUCUGCGUUUAGAAGGAAGAGCACAUGAGGGCAUUUUAAAUCAUCAGCACAUCACAUUGAUAUUACAAAUAAUUAAUGCUCCAUGUCGCAUAUAACUGUCUUGUAAGGAUCAGUUAACUGGGUUCAAGCCAGCCUGUUGUCGUGUGCUUCGGUGGAGAUAAGAACAGCGUUUCUGAGGUAAGGCAGGGUGCCAAGAGGAGCAGCCUUGCCUGUAAUUUAUGCUUCCUUCCUUAACCGUCCUCAAACCCCAACAUGCACAGCAACCCACGGGGUGAUGCAGGGGGAGUAUAAAGGUUGUGGUGACACAAGGGUGACGCGGGGUGAAGAGACUGUUGCAGUGUAACCCCCCACCCCCAGUGUGGCUGAAUGUCUUUCAGAGAAAGAGUCUGUAAAUGUCAGCUCCAGGUCAUGUGUUCAAGAUGCAUUUAGCAGAGUACUAUGGUGACACAUGGGUAUUUAUGAAAGUGUAAGAUAAGAUCUGUACUUUUGACCACAUAUGCAUCUAGAUAUGAUCUUUGUAGAGGUGUGAACUGUAGCUGAUUUUGAUGGUUUGCGAUCCUGCACAGGGCGCAGCAUCCAUGAUUUUUUAAAAAGAAAGUCCAACUCAGUCAGGCUAUGGGACGGUUUUUCACUUUGACUCAGUCCAUCUGAAAUCAGUGCAGAAUGAGACAAGUUGUUAGUAUUUGUGGAUCAUGUUUAUAUGGUUUUCUUUUUUCAUUUCCUGAGGAGUUCAUGUCGUGAUUACCAUUAUAAAGUCAUGUCUGUUUUUUUAAAUGCACUGUUGCCAGAGGGGCCAAAGGUCACAGCAAUGGUGUGAGGCCUUGUCUUUUUUUCUUCAGAGACUUCUGUUUCUUAAAUCAUUUGGAUUUUUACACAAUCUAACCGAAUUUUGAAAUGGUUGAUCAUUUUUCUCCCACUGUUUCUCACAGAGUGGUGAACCUCUCCUCUCUUCUAAGAGUCCUCGGCCUCUGUUGAAUGCCUUUUUUGAAACCCAGUCAUGACACGAACCUUUUGCAUAUUAACCUGAUUAGUUGGAGACGUUCUUGAUGUUUACUUUAUCUUAUUUCCAAUUAAAUAUAGGGUUUAAAUAUUUACAUACCACCACCCUGUUUUUAUCACUUCACUCAGCAUCAGAAUUUGGGAUUUUAUAGAAGACUGUGAAAACGCUUGGAAUACUCGGUGUCUCCUUCACACGGCUUCUUUUGUACUGUUGAAACCAGCUCUAAUUGAUGAAGAGGUAACCACCUUUUUCCUCCCCUCGGUGCCGGUGUCCAUGAGACGUAGUACUGAUGGUUUCACUCCAACCUCUCAGGUGCUCUCUGAUCAGCGUUCGUUCUCCAAUCAUUUCUCACUGCUCCUUUUCUGGCUCAUUUUACUUUCUGUUUCUUGGGAUCACAGCUGAGAAGCCUAUUAGUAAGCAAAUCAACAGCUAUUUUUGUCAUAUUUUCGUUAGUCAAUUUCAACACAUGCAGCAAAUCACAGGUCUUCUAUUAAUAGCCACUCUGUUAUGAAGAUUUGCUGCUUUUGGUUUAUCUGCUGUGGUAAUAAAAUCGCUUUUCCUCGCUGAAAAAAAUACAAUUUUCAGGUUAUUGGUAUUAAAACAAGUGACCAAGAAAGCCAGAAGUAAGUAACGCCUAAGUGGAGAUAAGUGGAGUGCCGAGGUUAACGGAGUAGUGUUAGUGAAGUGAGGUGUUGUUUUUAUAAAGGCUCUGUUUCUGUGUGUCUGUCAUGUUUCACCAGCUUUACGUUACUGAGGUGUGCUAUUUUGUUCUUCCUAUCAAUAUAUUUUUAAAUCCAGAUUUCUUCUAGGCAUUUAUGAUGUAUGACGUCCAGGUCAAAGCCCAGCAUGCAAACUUUGGAGAACAGGCAGAACACCUGGUUCAGUUUGGGUCUGAUUUCUGUGUAAACAAGUGAGAGAAUCAAUCCCGAAAAGUAUUAUCAAGGCAUGUUGAUCUGAUUUUAGAAAAUUCAACAUUUCAGUCGACUUAACUUGUUCACGUGUGUUUUCAAAUCCAGUUUCAGUCUGACUAACGACACAAAUAGAUUUUAUUUAAUAUAAUGUAACAAUGGGCUGAAUUAUCCUUUAAAGCAGACACAAUCAGAGGUUUACAGUACCUUCUCUGAUAGCGGUAAGCUUUGUCUUUGUGUGUGUGUGUGUGUGUGUGUGUGUGUGUGUGUGUGUGUGUGUGUGUGUGUGUGUGUGUGUGUGUUUUCACAAUCUGGCACCUGUCCAACUUCGCCUUGAGGCGGAAGGAGUCCUUUGAUGGCCACAAACAGAACAUGCUCUCUCUCUCUCUCUCUCUCUCUCUCUCUCUCUCUCUCUCUCUCUCUCUCUCUCUCUCUCUCUCUCUCACUCUCUCUCUCUCUCUCUCUCUCUCUGCAGGUGAUUAAGAUGGCCUUUUAAAAGGCCACCUGUUAGAGAUUAAAGGGCACCUGGGAGAAGCGGUGAAUGAAGGCAGGAGAAAGCAUGAUUGAGGGAAAGUGCAGAACAAGAGAGGACGAGAAAACACUGUUUAUUGGUCUGCAACUCUGUUGAAUUGGAGAUUAUAAUCGUUGACAGCUCAGGAACAGCGAACCAGACAUGCCCACAGGUGGUUUGAUCACUUUGAGAGUAGCUUGUAUCUAAAGUGAAAGAGGGCAUCUGCAUGUUUAUCUGCAAGGGACAACCCCAGUUCACCCUGUCACCUCAUGCUGCAGGUCAAAAAAGUGCAAAUCCAACCCCAGAACUUUUUCUCCUCUGACUCACAAAAACUUCAAAGAUCUCCCCGAGCACCGACCUCUCAGCUUUCCACUUUCAUCGUCUAACCAGCAUUUUUUAAAAAAAAAAGAAGAAAAAUGUCUUCAGUUUCUACUGUAGCCAGAGUUGUUGGGAACUUGUCGUCAAAGGAAUUUGAGCAAAUAUCAUGCAAGUCUGCAUCUGCAUGACUGGGAUGGUGUCGGGGUGAGUCACAGUCAGACUGAAUGGGAGAGAGAGAAAGGGAGAGAAAGAGAGAGAGCGCCUGCUUGUUGACAUUCCUCCAAUCGAAAAGGUUGAACGAGUUGUGUUAAUGGUCCGGGACAGGCCCCACAUCCGUGUUGACUUUCUCACAGUUUGCAACUCGAUUGAUAAAUCCUCAAACACACACACACACACACACACACACACACGCAUGUAGAGUGUGUUCUUUACAGUAACGCACACAGCAAAUCCAAACUUGACACACUUUUAUGUCUGCACUGUUCAAACUGGCACAGAGUAAUGGAGACACACUGAAACACACUUUUUUCCUCUCUCUUUCUCUCUCUCUCUCUCUCUCUCUCUCUGUUUUCCACCCAGACUGAUUGACACUCUCACGUGCAAACAUGCACACACACAUUCCAGAGGUCGUCUCAGUGGAAUGGGGGACAGAGUUGGCACUGAGGGAAACGUGACUCAGCUGCCUGUCCCAGCCCUGUCUCAGCCUUUUCCACUCGCACCACUUUAUUUGUGUGUGUGUGUGUGUGUGUGUGUGUGUGUGUGUGUGUGUGUGUGUGUGUGAAUAUACAUGUGAACAUGCAAAUCUCUCCUAAAGCGUGUGUGUGCACAUUCAUCCAACCUUACUUUCUUUAGUAUGUGUACAUGAGCGUUUGCACUCCUCUGUUGACUGUGUGCAUGCCAGUGGCUGGCUCCAUGUGAAUCCAGUUAUCCCCCUCCAACAAACCAACAAACCACUCCAGGUUUAAAAAUGGACCUCUUGGAAUUAUCAGCUCUACUUGUUUUGGCAGGAUGACUUUGCUGUAGGUGAAUUUUUUUUCUUCUUCGUCUAAUGCAACAGUCAGAACUGGUUUGGUCUGAUCUUAAAUGGCUUUUAAAAACCUCCGCGCAGUCCUUCACCCCAAAAGACCUGCAUGAGUGGCGUGAUCCUCGCUCACAGUCAGACGUUUAAAGCAGAGUUUUAGCAGCGCAGGAACACACGGAUCAAUUUGUUAAGGACAGCAGUUGAGAGUAAUCUGAACAAACUCUGUUUGUCAAUUCCACUUCCUAACUGAAGCAUGUGACAAAAGAGUUUGCUAUCUCAGUGAAAAUGUGAAAAAAUAACCGUGUGAGUAAUUUCCCCAGUCUGUGUGUCUGUAGGAAAGUGUGGGUGUUGAGCUAUGCAAAGCUUCCUGCAAGUGGGAAAACACAGGGAGCACAUGGUGGCUGGCCAGUCUGUUGACUUCAGCUGAGAGCACUUCAACUCUGCUGAGGCCUGGAAACACACCAGCACACCUUUGUGACAUUGUCCUGUACGAUAUUGACAUCUGCUGGUGACUGAUUAUUUGAAACAAGUAGAAAUUUUUUUUAAAAAGAGCCUUUGUCUACCUUACUUUUGUUAACUUUGGAAGUAACACAUUUAGAGACAUAUUCUUAGAGCAUCGUUGCAGUAAGAAGGAAGUCUUGUAACAGCAACACCUCCUCGUUUCUUUGCAGAGGUGCUUCAGCAGGAAGGACUCAUUCUCAGACUCUUUCUCCCUCAGAAUAAUCCAACUUUUCUUUCACACGGCUCUCCCUCCCACUUUCCACACACAGCAAAAAACAGACACACACACACACACACACAUGAGAGGGAUAAAAAGCCUUUUUCUGUGCUGUGCGGCGGCCGGCAGCCUUGUGCCGAUGAUGACUACUGGAAUUUGUGCGGGUGCCAGCGCAGGCAUGGCCGCCCACGGGCAUCCAAAGACGGCCCAAAAGCCACAGGAACCACCAGCAGGCCUGCUGCCGCUCUCCUCCCUCCUUUCAUCCCUCCCUCCCUCCCCCUUGCUCCCCUCCUCAGUGGUACUACCAACACUGCUCCACAAUCCUGACAUGUGAUGGAGCUGGGAGAGCGUGGCUUCUUCAAACGCUCACAUCAGAGUCACACAUUCCUCUUUGGCUCGACCUGAAAAGUUUAUAUCGUAGGGCUGACUGUCCGCAGUCCUGCUGUGUGGGAAUUAGAGUUUAGAUCUAAAUAAAGUUGUUCAAACGUAAAUGUUUCAGUAGCGCUCAAAAUAUUCUUUUGUUUUUCUCUUUUCCAGACCGCUAUUUCGAGGAAACUCAGAUGUUGAUCAGCUGGGAAAGAUAUUUGAGUAAGUAUCACCUGUUUGCUUUCCUAUUACAGCUCCUUAAGCGGUGUAAAAUGUGUCGAUAAGUUGCUCUGUUGCUUCAGUGAAUGGAGAAACGGGACUCUAACCAUCUACUCAUUCUCUUACAGUGUUGUUGGGGUACCUUCAGCAGAAGACUGGCCCCAAGAAGUGGCCCUUCCACAGAGUGCCUUCACCCCCCGGCCCCCGAAGCCAAUAGAGGACUUAGUCCCAGACAUGGACGAGCAGGGACGGGCUCUUUUAAUGGUGGGUAGUUUGAACCUCCAUUCAGACAGCGCCCCGAUCAUCAUCUGUCACCAUACAAUCUCUUACCUUUUCUUUCUCUGCUUGUUUUCGUAGCAAUUCCUCGCCUUCAACCCCUCCAGGAGGAUAUCAGCCUUCGCAGCAUUAAGCCACCCGUAUUUUCAAAGCGUGGACAGCCUCAGUAGGAGUGUGUACGCGGCCCAACCAAUCCCUAGCAACAAGCCCACCAUGGAGGAAAGGAGCGCCUGAUCACCAUCUUUCACCUUAAAUCAUCCCAUGCAGUGUCUAUAAAGAGUAUUCCCAACGCCCUGUGGUGGUGGUGUUUUCCAUGUCUUGUUGUUUAUUAAGCUUCUUUGACACUGAUGAACAGAUAUCAAAGUGAAACAAACCUUAUGUCAGCGUUUGGUAGAGGCUGCAUGAACCAUGUUUAGUUAACCUGCAGCAGCUUUGCACAUAGUCUUUCUUGCAAAAAGCUAGCCUCAUGUCAAGUUGCAUUGUUGGCCUCACUGAACGACAGCUUCCACGCAGUCUUGAUUGAAUUGAGGUCUGGAUUGGCUUUGGAAAAGCCACUCCUCAACAUGGCAGCAGAUUUUUCCUUCACAUUCCUCUGUAAUUUUGUCACAUUUGUCACACAGGACUGCUCUCAAAGCUGCUACAUCUGCUGCUACAGAGUCUACUUUUAACCCUGAAUGUGUUCAGAUAAAUACAACUGAAAAGUCAUGAACGAUUUUGACUGUUUUUUUCACUUUGUCGGCCUUAAAGCUGGAAAAGUGCCCGUGCAGCAGUCUCUGUAGGCUCAGGCCCCCAGAAAGGGAACUCCAUUAUUUUACUUGAAGCCUUUUUGCUUUUGAUAACUUUAAUAACCGGUUAGUGAUUACUUUAGAGCAAGUCUGGUGUUUGGCCCUGCAGAUACAGAUACAUAACUGCCUAUUAAUCCAACUCUUUCAAAAGAUACAGGCUGGUUUAGAGAUAAAAUGUGCGUUACAGUUCGAAAGGGUAAAACUUAUCUGUGGAUGUGUUUUCCUUGAACCUUACAGAUAACUUUGGUUGAAUCGGUGUCAAAAAAAGCUUAAUCAACUGUGAGUGACCAUAAAAACAAACAUGAGACGCACCAAACGGGCAAAUUAUCUUUUUAUAGUCAACAUUCAAAGCUAGAGGAGCAAAAGAGAGGCUAGAAAAGGUGUCAAUAACAAGAUACCGAUGCUCUCAAUCCCCCGGAAAAUGCACAAAAGCUCUCCUUCCAUGAACUGAUGGAUUGUAAUUGCUGCUUUUAGGUUGUUGAAAGGUAAAGACUGACUGUAAACAAUGCAAAGAGACAUUGACUGCUAGAAUUGAGCAGGAGGCCAGUGACUGGUGUUCAGACCUGCAGGUGCCCUCUUUGCUUAGAGGGGAUCGGACCAUACUCAUGAGGAGCCUGCGUGAACAUCAUGGACCUUGCCUGCUUUUGUUGCAAACUGUAUGUGUGUGUUCGUGCAGCGAGCAGACCCACAGGAGUUGCCCGCUCACAGAUACGUGCGCCACAUUUAGCGUGUGCACCAUCACUGUCAGAAGCACACUCACGUAUACACCGUACUGAAACAUAAUUGGGCAUCAUAAGCCAGCCACUCACUGCCAUGUUGUGUCUUAUCAUUCCAGUUCUUUGUGUGUUUUAUAACUGCCACCUUGAGGUUGUCUUGAGUAACUGCAGACCAGUAGCGGGAUUCUAAUGGUUUCUGCACUCUUCAAGGGACUUUUGAUACCGGGCUGAUGUUAGUGCUGAGACAAUGAUGAAAAAAGCUUUUCUAGAAAUCCUUCCUGCCACUCACCCAGUUUUAUUUUCACUUCAUGUGGGCUUUUAUUGUUUUAAAUACAGUGAUUAUUUACUAUCCUAAUAAUACAGUAAUGCACAGGCUUGCAACGGGUGGAGAAAGUCCCCCCAGCACUAUUCCACAUUAAUACAACUGGCACAGAACAGUGUUGCCAAUAUUGUGUAUUUAAUUUUAAUUUUAUUGACAAGUCUUAUAUACUUGUUAUCAAGUUGUUACUUGAUUUUUAUAUUUUUAAAGAUGCUGGGGAAUUCAACAUUCCUACAACAAUUCCACCGACUCUAGAUGAUGUUAGAAGAUGUGUAAGAAAGUGAGGAAUGUAAAAAAAAAAAAAAAAGGAUAGGCUUUGGUACUGUACAGUAGAGAGUCCUGAGUUCAAGCUAUAAUGAUAGAAUAUUUUUGAUACGUGCAUCGUCAGCCUUUACACACGUUGUAAAAAUGGAUAGAGGUAGAGUAGUGUGGGUCAGAGGAACGUUGAAUGGCAAGAGUAAUUUGUCUUUUGGAAAUGUUAGGUGGGCUCUGUGGGUGCGUGUUGAAUUUAAUUUGCUUCGGAUUGAGAGUGACUACGAUUUUUACAGUAUUGCACAAAUAUUUUGUGUACAAUUUUUACGCUUUUAUUUUACAAUCAUGUCCCGUCGUAUUUAGUUAUAACCAGCACAGAGAGAGCAAGUUAUGCAGAGUUGUAUUUUUGUAUCUAGUAGUUCUUGCAGAACAGUAACAUAUUUUAACACUGGUUUACGUUUUUUCUUAACAGGUAGUGCUGCUAGCACACACACAGACACACACUCUGACUUUCUCAGGUUCUUUUUACAGACGUCCGAGACUUUCGGACACAGUUUGCACAUCUCUGGGCUACUAACUGACCACAUCACUACUCCUUCAGGUUUCCUUUCGAGCUGUUCUACGAUCAUAUCAAUGAUCCCAGUCUACUGUCAUUCCUAUUUAUCAACUUAUGUUACUGUAGUCAUUACUGUCUAAAGAUAACUGCCUGUAUUACUUGUUUUUGCCAGCUGCUUUUAAUUGUAAGGUGGCAAACACAGUAUAGAUCAUGUGUAAUUGUCUGCUUGACUUAGCACUGUGUGAAUUUUCCAUUUGAUAACUAAUGACUCAUACCUGGUGUCGGUGAUGCAUUCAAUGCAACAAAAGCUCCAUACACUCUUAACCUGGGGGGUUUACAGUGAAAUAACUUGUGAAGUUUCAUUACACUUGAUACAAUCACUGAACACUUCUGUCAUAAACUAACCAAGUUUAAAUGCAAAUCAAUCAUGAAAGAUAAAAACUGAAUUCAACUGUUAAACAAAUCCAACUCAAAUUACACAUCUUGCUAUUUCACAUUUGUUUUUAGCAAAUGGAAAUGGAUGCUAGAAAAACAAAAUCAUGGCAUUAUACUUCUGUAUGAUUGCUGGCAUUGGUGUCCUAUUAUUGUGUUACACCAAUUGAAUAAAACGCUUUUUGAGAAUGUU